AUGAAUUUGUACAGUCCUCUUUUAAAGCCAUCCAAAUUGGUGACCACCACUGCCUCCUGUGGGAGCGAGCUCCAUAGUUUGACUGCACUUUGUGAAGAAAACCUGCGUGAAGAGUUCCUAGUUGGAUCUAUUCGAUUCAUCCAUCCUAUUGACAUCAGGUACAAUUUAUGUGAAUUUUUAAUUCUAUUUUAUUCUUUUAUGUUUUUUCUCUUGAUACGGUUUAUUGUAUGACACCAGCAUCAUACUGAAACUUACGGAGAUGGGAAGCAUAAGAGGUGUCCUUUCUCUGUGGUUGCAAACUAGAAAAUGAAACAAAACUGCCUACCUACUUUGGUUGGCUGUUUUGGCCCAGUUGCCGAUAAAGCAAGCUGCAAAUCUGUUUCCCUCUUCCUCCCCAGCUACACGGAGUUUCUUAGCCAUACACGUUAGCUGAGGCAACAACUUUUGUGGUAGAAUCUGCCCCUGGGCCCUCCAAACACUGCUGGACACAACUAUCAGGAGUAAUACUGCGCUGAAAGCAUCUCCCAUGCUUUACCAACUCCACCCCACUUCUUCAGUUAGUGACAUAAGAAACUACAUUAAAAAAAAAAUCAAAGGGGAGGAAAUAAUUGAAUGAAAAUCUCAUGGAUGGGAUUUGGAUGGGGUUUGCACUUAAUGUACUUUCAAGGGAGCUGAAGGGUUUGUGAGUGUCCUUUCAUGCUGCAAAUAUAUUCACUGGGUUGUAUUCUGCAUCCUUGGGUGCUCCCAUUUCCUGAAAUCUCCAUGGCAUUCUCAGCUGGGCUUUCCUGUGAGUAGGAAGCUGGGGAGGCUGCCUCCAGUGAAUCUGACAGCUGUUUGUUUGUCUUUUUCUAUUUUUUAGGCGAGUUUAUUUAACUUUUAAAGAAAUCAUUGCAGAAAUAUUUCUUUAACUAGGCUCACUUUUAACUAAUUAUGCAUAGGAUUGGACUGCAGAGCUUCUUUUAGGAAACAAAAGCAAUACUAAUGGCUUUGCAGAACAGAUGCUCACAAUAUGGGAAUCUUUUCCAUUGCUCCAAACGUCUGCCAAAAUGUGCUAUUGAUGCUGUAUAUAAUAUUGCAAUAUAUAAUAUUGCAAUAUUAUAUACAGCAGUUAUAUAGAUUCCCAGGAUCUAGUGAUUUGUUUUUUUGAAAGUUUCUUUUUGUAUUUGAUAUUAACUACGGAAACAGAGGGAAUGUGAACUUGUUGAUAUGUUAUCUAAUGAUAUCAAGUGCAAUUACUAGUGAGAAAUGAAUGAAGAACAAUUAAUGGUGAUAUAUUCUUUUACGUUCCACUUGUGAUUUCUUUAUUUCUUGGUUCAAAAUGUUGUAAGGGGCAGAGAUUUGUGUUAUCUAUGGAAAUGUGGUAGGGUUUUGUUUCCUUUUUGCCAGUCUUAGGUUUCUUUGCAUUUUAGUGUUAUCAGCUCAUUUGUGCCUUUGGUAAGGCACAUGGCUUUGACUAAUAAUCUCUUAUCUUCGGGGCUCAGCAAAGGCAUUUGUGUAACAGUGAUGAUUAACAUUUUAUGAAUGCAGGUGCCCGUCUGCAACAAGUAAUAAUAAAUAAUAAAUAAUAGCCCCGACUUCCACAGGAGGAUUGCUCUGAUAGAACAGCCGCAAUAUUGGAUCCAGAAACUGCUUACAAGAGACAACUUUAGGCAGUUUUUGCCAUGCUGCUUUUGGGGAAUUAGGAAAUCUUCUGAAAGUCACUCUCAUGAUUAAUGUAUAUAAGGAAAGGCAUAGACAAGCAUCUACUUUGAAGGCUGAAACUGCACAUUAAACUUUUUUCUCCCUUUCUGAUUCUUUCAAAUUAGCCUAGACAGACUAUGAAUAGAAGCUGAAGAAUUGUAGGCAGAGAGAAAUUGCUUAACCCUUUUUCCUUCUGGUUCUUAUCUUCUCCAUAUCCCCUUCCACUGUUGCCCUGGGUGGAAAAGAAAAAGUGGUGUAGAUUGGGGUUGAGCUGAAAAUAACUAGAGGGAAAAGGGUCAGGCAGCUUCUCUCCUCCGAACCCACUUUCAUUUCUGUGCUGCCUGUCCAGGCUGGUUUUUGUCUUGAAAGAAAGAGCACAAAAAUUUAAAAAAAAAAACCACGGGGAAAUUGGUGUAGAUUGUUGGAACUAGGCAUGUGUCUGCUAAGAAAGGUCCAGCUUCUGCAUCCUUUCUUAGCAAAUACCUAUUUGCUUUCUUUCAGUAUCAUCAGCCACUGUCUCUGAGUAGUCAUUUUGGGGCCCAUGGGCUGUGGGGCCCCAAACUUUAGCCAAAAAAUCUUGCCCUGCCUGCGCCACUGGCUGUUGAAGAUAGUUCAGAAGCUGUAGCGAGGUCAUAUCUUGGCAUGUAUUGCAACAACUCCACUGGUAGGGAUGGGUGAUACAGCAUCCAAAACUGGUUUGAAGUCCCUAUCAUGAUAUGGGUUUUCAUAAUUUUUAAUCCUUCAAAAUAUUGUGAAUCAUGGUGUGUGUGUCUGUGUGCGCGUGUGCAGGAAAAACCAUGAAGCCAACCAAUGUCUCUCCGUAGCUCCAUCUUUAUUUCAGACAUUGUGAUAUAUUGGUAUAUCGUGAUGUUUAGCUGGUGAUGCAUUGCAGUGUUGAAUAUUAGAUAUUGCCCAGCCCUAUCCACUGGCUCUCAAGCCCAGUUCUAAGAGUUAGUCUGAGCCAUUACAGCACCAAACAGUCUAGGACCAAAUACCUGUUGGGCCACCUUCUCCACACCAAUCUACCUCUGCACUGAAUUUAUCACCAGAGUUCUUUCUCUGGGCUCCCCUGCCAUCUGAACUGUGAGAGGCAGCCUUUUUAAAACAAACAAACAAACAAACAAACAAACAAAAAACACUCUUUACCUUUGGAGCGAUAGUUUUAAAAAGAUGCCACAAACUCCCCAGGUAGCCUGGUGAUGCUGUUACUGUCAUUAGGCACCAGGUAUUUUUCUGUCUAAAUAGACAAUAUGACUGUAUUGUUUCUGCUUUACUUUGUUGUGUUACAUUCAUGCUAAAUUUUAUUAUUUUCUUUUUAAAGUGCUUCUAUUGUUUACCCAGAAAGACAACCUGGGAACAUAAUUUAUUUAAUGCAGAAGGUAUGAGAUAUGAAUUAUUUAAAAAAAAUGAAGUAAAUAAAAAAUAAAAUAUUUUAGAAGUGUUUAGUUUUCUAAAAGCAUAGUUGCAUUUUUUUAAAACCUUGAUGUACCAUGGCAGCAAUAUUUGAAAUUGUAUGCAUAUAAAAAACUUAGCAGCUUAAAAGUAUUUGUACAUGGUACUCCAAUCUCUGAGCGGUUAGAGACUUGAGGGGUUCCAGGUGCUUACCCAGCAUUUUGUUUUGUUUUUUCAUGAUAGUCAGUAGACAUUAUGGUUUUUAGGAUAGAAGGUUUUGUUUACACAUACAUGCAACCUGAACAUAAGUUGGAGGGGCUCACAGAAUUAAAACCCCAACAGAUCUUGCUUCUCCAUUAGACACAGCUUUGGAUCCAGGACACAUCAAGCAUGGCUUCCUGUCUAAAGCUUCCAGCCUGCUUCCAGCUCUGCUAACACACACCACACUGACCUAUUGUUCUCCCACCUGGCAGCUAGCUGAAGUGGGAGGAAGGCCCAUCCAUUAGCCCAGAGGGCACCACCACUUAGUUGUGACUCUUGCAAGCUAGCUUAUUCUUUAGGGAUCCUGAUGAAGACACUUAAGUGACCAGCUCAGGUCAUUGUCUUACAAAGAAACUGGGCUCCACUCCGCGCUGGAAGGAAGCUGCCCGGCGAAGCCGGCUUAGCAUUGCUGGGCAGCUUCCUCCCAGCGUGGAGCCUGCUGCCCAGCGAAGCUGCCGAAGCGUAUAAGAGCCCCCCCCAACUGGCAGCUGCCAAUUUGGGGGGGGGGGCGUCUUACACGCCCAGUCACCUAAUACACCGGAAUCUACGGUAACUGGUAUAAUACACAAACCUGUCCCUAGGCACCCCAUUUGCAAUAUUGUUGAGCUAUUUCUCAAUUCUUUAAGUUUCUUAGGAGGUCACUUGCAUAACUUAAUUCUGGGAAAUGUAACAUGCUCUCAGGAAAAUCUGAAGUCUCUUUCCUUUGUUAUACAGUGGUGCCUCGCAAGACGAAAUUAAUUCGUUCCGCAAGUUUUUUCUUCUUGCGAGUUUUUCGUCUUGCGAUGCACGGUUUCCCAUAGGAAUGCAUUGAAAAUCAAUUAAUGCGUUCCUAGUGAAUCCGACUUCAGACAAGGUCCGGGGACAGUCUGUCACCCGACCUCUUCUGAAGGCUGGGGGGACAAGGGCUUUUCUUCCCACCCCCAGCAUUUUAAAAAACCCCGGGACAGCGGAGGGCUUCUCCGCUGUCCGGGGCGAUCUUAAAAUGCUGGCGGGCGGCAUUUUAAAAUUGCCCCGGGACAGCGGAGGACUUCUCCGCUGUCCGGGGCAAUCUAAAGCCCCUGGGAAGGCAGGCAGGGGGACAAAGACUUUGCCCCCGCCAGCCUUCAGAAGAGGUCCUGGACCUCUUCUGAAGGUUGGCGGGGCGAAAGUCUUUGUCCCCCCACCUGCCUUCAAAAGCUGUCCAGCCAAGGCUUCGCGGACCUCUCCGCAAGCAGCGGCAGCACUGCCGCUGCUUGCGGAGAGUUGCCGGCAUGCCGAGCCUGCGCGCGCUGAGAUCAGCGCGCCCAGGCCUCGCGGACCUCUCCGCGAGCAGCGGCAGCGCUGCCGCUGCUCGCGGAGAGUUGCCGGCAUGCCGAGGCCUGCGCGCGCUGAGAUCAGCGCGCCCAGGCUCGCGGACCUCUCCGCGAGCAGCGGCAGCGCUGCCGCUGCUCGCGGAGAGUUGCCGGCAUGCCGAAGCCUGCGCGCGCUGAGAUCAGCGCGCCCAGGCUUCGCGGACCUCUCCGCGAGCAGCGGCAGCGCUGCCGCUGCUCGCGGAGAGUUGCCGGCAUGCCGAAGCCUGCGCGCGCUGAGAUCAGCGCGCCCAGGCUUCGCGGACCUCUCCGCGAGAAGCGGCCGAGCUGACGCUGCUCGCGGAGAGUUGCCGGCAUGCCGAAGCCUGCGCGCGCUGAGAUCAGCGCGCCCAGGCUCCGCGGACCUCUCCGCGAGCAGCGGCAGCGCUGCCGCUGCUCGCGGAGAGUUGCCGGCAUGCCGAAGCCUGCGCGCGCUGAGAUCAGCGCGCCCAGGCUCCGCGGACCUCUCCGCGAGCAGCGGCAGCGCUGCCGCUGCUCGCGGAGAGUUGCCGGCAUGCCGAGCCUGCGCGCGCUGAGAUCAGCGCGCCCAGGCUUCCGCGGACCUCUCCGCGAGCAGCGGCAGCGCUGCCGCUGCUCGCGGAGAGUUGCCGGCAUGCCGAAGCCUGCGCGCGCUGAGAUCAGCGCGCCCAGGCUUCAGCGGACCUCUCCGCGAGCAGCGGCAGCGCUGCCGCUGCUCGCGGAGAGUUGCCGGCAUGCCGAAGCCUGCGCGCGCUGAGAUCAGCGCGCCCAGGCUUCGCGGACGGAGAUUUCCCUAUGGGCUUUCGUCUUGCGAAGCAAGCCCAUAGGGAAAUUCGUUUUGCGAAGCGCCUCCAAAACGGAAAACCCUUUCGUCUAGCGGGUUUUUCGUCUUGCGAGGCGUUCGUCUUGCGGGGCACCACUGUAUUGCUGUAAUUAUAGCCAGGUGAACUGUAUGAACUGAUCGCCAUUCAGUAUUAAAGAAGGUGAUUCUUUUCAUUAAACCCUUUAUCUUAUAAAACUGAUACUCUUCUGGGACCACAGCAAAUUAUGAUGCUUCUUUUUUGUGUUUUUCCUUUCUUUUCUCAAUAACGAAAUGUGCCAGAGCAUUGGGAGUCAAUAUGUAUUAUAUUCACAAUGUGCAUAAAUAGAAGAAUCUCCCAUUAACCACAACCAGCAUGGCCCAUGGUCAGGAAUUAUGGGAGUUACAGACUAAUAACAUUCAGAGGGCUACAGCUUUGUUCAGUCACUGAGGGCAAGCUUGAAGGACUUGCUUACAAGAGCUCUUGGUCCUCUGAAUUGUGACUGGGCCACUCAGGCCUUAAUCUCUUUCUCUGGUAGCCACAAGGGAAAUGAUGGUUGUGACAGAUUUCUCUUUGGGAUGGUGAUCAAGAUUUCAGCUGCUCCUAUAGCAACAAAUAUUUAUUUUUAAAAUUGCAUUUUGCUAAUAGCAUCCUGAGUCACUGCUGCAGCAUUUGGUGGGUGAGAUGAAUAGGGAGUAUAUUCUCCAGUGUGCGCCUAAAAUACUUAAAAUGCACAACGUAUCUGCAGGCAAAUGUAGAGAAUAUGCCAUCUAAAAUAGUUGGUUUUCUUAGAUUCUUAUAGCCUGAAGCAAAAGGAUGCUUCUGUCAGACUUUUCUCCUAAUUUACUUGUUUUAAAUUGGCAUUGCUUUAAAUCUGCAUUGUGUUCAUAUGGAAGGAAGAGGUGGUUUUCUUUUUAGGUUAAAUAGCUUGGAAUAGGCGGUUUCUUCCUAGAGAAUCUGUGCUGCCAUAAGGCUUCAUCUAAUUUUAUAGUUCCAUUAUAAGGCCACACAGUCAUCCAAUUGUGUUACAGUGAACAACAUGGAGAGAAACAGGAUUGCAGUCACUGUCUCUACUGAUUGACUGGUGGUCAGAACUUAAAUAUAUAUGAAGGGCCAAGUUCAUGUGAUGCUAAACAUGUCACUUGAAGCAGCAUGAAUAUUUUGGGAACUGUAAAUGCAGAUCAGGUUCAGAGUCAUGAGGAGGAGAUUCACCAUUUCCUCUCAUGCUACAUUCUCAAUGACAAUCUUAAAAGAGCACAUGAGUCACAGAACAUGGGCCUCUCUUUUGUCUCUCACCCUGUGGUUAAAGAAAGACAAACCCAUGUUCAAUUUACAGUGUGACCAAAGCCCUCUGCUUAACAACCAACAGACCUUUAAGGUAGAAGGAAGAAUCAGAGAGAACCAUGAGCAUAGUUCUGACCCUUAGGUAGCCAACAUGGUGCCCUUCAGAUGUUUCUGGACUCAAACUCCCAUCUGCCCCAGAUCACAUGACCAUUUGGUGGGUAACACAUUGGCUAAGCCUGUUCUGUCCUUACACUAGUGGUGGUGGGGAACCGAGUAGCUAAUUUUAAGCCUAUAAGAUCCCAGUUUGAUUUCAAAAUGCAAAUGUCUUCUGGCUGUCCAAGCACAUUGAGGGAAUAGAUUCUUCCCAUUUAUUUGAUUAGAAGUCUUUUGCUUUUCUUAUUUACACAUUUUGGGUUCAGGGAAGAGGUGGCCCUGAUACUAAGUGGACAAUGGAAAUGUCAAAGAUUUUGACAUUUUUGAAAUAGCAGGCUUGUCUAAUUGAGUUCCUUGCAGGUGAAAGCUGUGUGCCCACAUGCCUGUCUCCCUUGCCAAGCUAUGUCUCCUUUGCAGCCUCAGAGUGGUAGUGAAAGGGACAACAUUGUGCACGUACCUAUGCACCUAGGAAGCCUUGUAUUUCAAGGCCAUGUUGGUCUGAAAGAAAACAUAUAUUCUUCCAAACAUGUUAAGAAUGUCAUAAACAUAAUUCCCCCCCCCCCAACCAAUUUUUUUCCAGCUUUGGUUAACUAUUCUCACCACAUUACCAAUUUAUUAUAAUAGGGUGCAUUUUGAUGCAAUCUCUCCUAUCUUGCAGCUCAGUUGGAGAGCACUUACAGUACUUUGAAUGCAAAAGGGUUGUCAGGUUUAAUCCCUGGCAAGUUCAAGUAGGGCUGGGAAAGAUCCCCAUCUGACACCCUAAAGAACUGCUCAAUGUCAGUUUCCACAGUACUAACUUAACUGGACCAGUGGUUUAAUAUGUAUCCUGUAUAAGCUAAGUUGCUUAAAUGUUACAGGCAAAUAAAAAUCUAGUUUCAUGAAGACCCCAGGUGAUUCUUAACAACUGUGUAGGCCAGAACCUAUAGCAUUGCAAGCUGUUUCCAAGAAAUACACUGAUCAAUAUUACGCAUUUCAUUUCAUUUCAUGUCUGAACUGCCCUCUCUUCCAAGGCAACCCAGGGUGAUAUACAAUGGAAAAAAUGAAAGAACAAGAACCAUCUCCUAAUGUAGAUAACAAAACAUAGCUUUGAAAUAGGAGAAUACAAAGGUGUUUUUUCAUGGGGACUGCAUAUAUUUGUUGCACAAUUUGAUAAGUGCAUUUGCUUAUGUAGUUGUAUAAGACUAAAUAUGACAUAAUAGGCAUCACAUAAUAGGCAUCACUGAAACCUGGUGGGAUAAGUCCCACGAUUGGAAUGUAAUAAUGGAGGGAUACAAUCUAUUUCAGAGAAACAGACCAGACAAGAAAGGAGGAGGAGUGGCGUUAUAUGUCAGGGAUGUGUAUACCUGUGAAGAGAUCCAAGAUUUAGAACCUCAAAGCCAAAGUGAGAGCAUUUGGGUCAAAAUUAAGGGAGAGAAGAAUAACAGUGACCUCAUUGUGGGAGUUUACUAUAGAUCCCCAAGCCAAACGGAGGACAUAGAUGAUGCCUUCCUGGAACAGAUGGCCAAGCAUGCAAAAGGAAGGGAGAUAGUAGUAAUGGGGACUUCAAUUACCCGGAUAUUUGUUGGAUGUCAAACUCAGCCAAGAGCAUAAGGUCAAACAGAUUCCUCUCUGGCCUUGCAGACAACUUCAUUGUCCAGAAAGUGGGAGAAGCAACAAGAGGAACAGCCAUUUUAGAUCUGGUCCUAACCAAUGUUGAUGACCUGGUUAGUGGGGUAGAAGUGGAAGGAUCAUUAGGCGCGAGUGAUCAUGCUCUUCUGAAGUUUACUAUACAGCGGAAAGGAGCAGCCAAGCAUACUAGGACUCAAUUUCUUGACUUUAAGAAAGCCGACUUCAUAAAACUUAGGGAAGUGCUGGGUGAGAUCCCAUGGACAGUAAUACUAAAAGGAAAGGGAGUUCAUGAUGGCUGGGAGUUUGUUAAGAGGGAGAUAGUAAAGCACAACUUCAGGCAAUACCAAUGAGACGGAAACAUGGAAGGUGCCUAAAGAAGCCAGGGUGGCUAUCUAAAGAACUUUUAACUGAGUUAAGAUUAAAAAAGGAUGUGUACAAAAAAUGGAAAAGGGGGGAAACCACCAAAGAGGAAUUCAGACAAAUAGCCAGCACAUGUAGACACAAAGUCAGAAAAGCUAAAGCACAGAAUGAACUCAGGCUUGCUAGAGAGGAUAAAAGCAACAAAAAAGGCUUUUAUGGGUAUGUUCGUAGCAAAAGGAAGAACAAAGAAACAGUGGGGUCACUCAGAGGAGAAGAUGGUGAAAUGCAAACAGGGACACAGAAAGGGCUGAACUCCUCAAUGCCUUCUUUGCCUCAAUCUUCUCCGAUAAAGAAAACAAUGCCCGACCUGAAGAAUUUGGAGCAAAUGAUUCAGCAGAGGAAACACAGCCCAGAAUAACUAAGGAGAUAGUACAAGAAUACUUGGCUAGUCUAGAUGUAUUCAAGUCUCCAGGGCCAGAUGAACUGCAUCCAAGAGUAUUAAAAGAACUGGCAGAUGUGAUCUCAGAACCACUGGCAGUCAUCUUUGAGAAUUCCUGGAGAACAGGCAAAGUCCCGGCAGACUGGAGGAGGGCAAAUGUUGUCCCUAUUUUCAAAAAGGGGAAAAGAGAGGACCCAAAUAAUUACCGCCCAGUCAGUCUGACAUCAAUACCAGGGAAGAUUCUGGAGCAGAUCAUUAAGCAAACAGUCUGUGAGCACCUAGAAAGGAAUGCUGUGAUCACCAAUAGUCAGCAUGGAUUUCUGAAAAAUAAGUCAUGUCAGACUAACCUGAUCUCGUUUUUUGACAGAAUUACAAGCCUGGUAGAUGAAGGGAACGCAGUGGAUGUAGCCUACCUUGAUUUCAGCAAGGCAUUUGACAAGGUGCCCCAUGAUAUUCUUGUAAAGAAGCUGGUAAAAUGCGGUCUUGACUAUGCUACCACUCAGUGGAUUUGUAACUGGCUGACUGACCGAACCCAAAGGGUGCUCAUCAAUGGUUCCUCUUCAUCCUGGAGAAGAGUGACUAGUGGGGUGCCACAGGGUUCUGUCUUGGGCCCGGUCUUAUUCAACAUCUUUAUCAACAACUUGGAUGAUGGACUCAAGGGCAUCCUGAUCAAAUUUGCAGAUGACACCCAACUGGGAGGGGUGGCUAACACCCCAGAGGACAGGAUCACACUUCAAAACGACCUUGACAGAUUAGAGAACUGGGCCAAAACAAACAAGAUGAAUUUUAACAGGGAGAAAUGUAAAGUAUUGCACUUGGGCCAAAAAAUGAGAGGCACAAAUACAAGAUGGGUGACACCUGGCUUGAGAGCAGUACAUGUGAAAAGGAUCUAGGAGUCUUGGUUGACCACAAACUUGACAUGAGCCAACAGUGUGACGCGGCAGCUAAAAAGCCAAUGCAAUUCUGGGCUGCAUCAAUAGGAGUAUAGCAUCUAGAUCAAGGGAAGUAAUAGUGCCACUGUAUUCUGCUCUGGUCAGACCUCACCUGGAGUACUGUGUCCAGUUCUGGGCACCACAGUUCAAGAAGGACACUGACAAACUGGAACGUGUCCAGAGGAGGGCAACCAAAAUGGUCAAAGGCCUGGAAAAGAUGCCUUAUGAGGAACGGCUAAGGGAGCUGGGCGUGUUUAUUAUUUUUUAAAAAAUAAUAUUUAUUACUUUUAUAGAUUACAAAAAGAGAAAAAGAACAAGAAAGAAAAAACAGGGGAAAAAACAAAAGAGAAAAGAAAAAAGAAAAAAAACAAUACAAUACAAUAUAUAAACAAUACAAAACACACCCUAAGCUCAAAACUAAACACCUUAAACUAAGCUAAACAAACCCCACUCCCUAGCCUUAACCCUAAAUGAAACAAAACAAAAACAAUUUAAAAACAUACAUAAUCUCUUUUCCAUACUCUAUCUUUCAUUCCCUUGUUUCCUCGACCUCCUCUCACUUCCCUUUUUGUAUUCCACUUCUAUUAAUUGUUUCAGCAAAUCCUUUCCAUCUUUCUCCAUUUUCUGUAAUGUUGUAAAUAACGUAUUUUUAAGUUUAUUUUCCAUUAAAACUAAAAUACUUAUAUAUGCUUAACUCCUUAUAACAUUUCUACUAAGCCAUAAAAAAUACAAAAAAUCAUUCCACCAUUUUUCUAUGACUCAUUAGUUUUACCAUAAGUCUAUACAUAAACUUUAAAUUUUCCAAUCUUCUUCCACCAUCUCCUCUCCCAGGUUUCGGAUUCUGCCAGUCCUUUCCGUCAGCUCCAUAAAGUCCAUCAACCUGGUAAUCUUAUGUCCGAGGCUCUUAACUCUUUUCCAAGUCCCUUUCCCUUCUGCAGGUCUUCUUCAUUUUAUUUAAUGCUAAAAAGCAAAUCUCGGGGAAACUCCAACCUGUCAAUCCUUUUCUUCCUUCUGAACAAAUCAGCUAAAUUUCCAUAGUUAAAGCUACAGUCCAUAUUUCAGGGCAUAUUUCAGGAUUCCUCCAAGUCCAAAGGCCCCCAAAACUUCAAUCUCCUCCAGGCCCGAGUCCAUGUCCCCAAAGUCAGUUAAUCCCUGCAUAGAGGGCUCUUUCCAACUUUCCUUCUUUAAUCCAAACCGGGAUCCAUUCCUCAAUCAUAAAAGGCCUCAACUUAUAGUCCUCAAUUUGCUUCUGUAAAGCCACAGAUCUCACUUGUAUUAUUUUAUGUUCAACAACAGCAGCAUUCUCCUUCUCCUCCACCAUUUGUCCUGCCAAAAUUCCUGUACCAAGUCCUGAAUUAUUUCUGUGUUGGUGUUAGCUUUUUGACUCAAAUUGGUCACUUUCUGUUCCAAAUUAUCAACUUUAAAAGUCAUGUCAUCCAUCUUCUUGUGAAGUUGUCCCAGCGAACAGCUUAUCUUACAUAAAACAGUCACAAUGGCCUCUCCUGUCAACAUUUUUAAAUGGUCCAAGGUCGCUCUCUGGUUCUCAGAAUCCUUAUCUGCAGCUGGGAAUCCCCAGUUACACUCCUGUUACAGUUUCAAAAGCUCCCUCUAGAGGGAAACAGUCUCCACUUGUAUCAGUUCUUUCAUACAUUAAAGAUAAAUUUUCAGUUACUUUUCCUCUUUUUUAAGCACAGAAAAGGACAAUGGAAGCAGUAUCUUACUCUUAUUUAGCUAGCUGUCAAAUCCGUUCUGUCAAAUGCACUCUCUCCAAACGUCAUCUGGCAGCCCGUUCCCAGGUUCAGAGCAGUGGUAAUUUAAUUUUUCACUCUCUCCUGCAGGCUCACUAGAUCCAAAAUUUCCCCCUCUUCUCCUGCUUCCAAGGGGGGUUUUGUAUUUUAAACCGGUGGAAAUUUAAUCCUUUGCCAAAAGUUUUGAAAGGCUUUAACUUGUAACAUCUUUGCUUCAGUCUAUUUACAAAAACGGGAGGCGGGCUUCCUGUUUACAACCUUCCCGUUUCAAUGCCAAAUUAAAGUAUUUAAAAAUCCAAUUUUCCGUUUUACUCACGCGUAGUUGUUUAAAAUCCAAUUGUCCACAGGAAAAAGUCAGCGCUCUCCGGCAACAGCAAUGCGGCUUCACUCCGUGAAAGAAGCAGUCGAUUCAAAGCACCGAGCCACUCACCCCACGUCGCUCCGGACCCCCAAAACAGGGUUUCCCCGUGAGUAGGGGAGGCGCAAAAGGUGCCAGCCGAAUCCCAGGUUCACAAGCUUCUCCCGCUUGUGAUUUCAGUGGGUCUCCACCUUCGCCGUGGCGGUCAGACCCUGUUUUUCACAGAGCAAGUUCCUUCCGAAUGGAGGAGCUCCGCCAUUGCCGGAGGCGCCAACCCGGAAGCCCUGGGAGCUGGGCAUGUUUAGCCUGGAAAAGAGGAGGUUAAGGGGUGAUAUGAUAGCCAUGUUCAAAUAUAUAAAAGGAUGUCACAUAGGGGAGGGAGAAAGGUUGUUUUCUGCUGCUCCAGAGAAGCGGACACGGAGCAAUGGAUUCAAACUACAAGAAAGAAGAUUCCACCUAAACAUUAGGAAGAACUUCCUGACAGUCAGAGCUGUUCGACAGUGGAAUUUGCUGCCAAGGAGUGUGGUGGAGUCUCCUUCUUUGGAGGUCUUUAAGCAGAGGCUUGACAACUAUAUGUCAGGAGUGCUCUGAUGGUGUUUCCUGCUUGGCAGGGGGUUGGACUCGAUGGCCCUUGUGGUCUCUUCCAACUCUAUGAUUCUAUGAAGACAGUGUGGUAGGAAUAUGCCUUUUUAAAACAGGAAAUAAUGCAGUAUAUAUUCCUAAUACUUGAAGAAGCAAAUACAAUAAAAGUUGAAGCUGAAGUUAAGGAAGUCUCCAUAAAACAAAGCAAAAACCCCUGAAAUUAAAGUAAUUAAUUUUGAGACUUUUAAUGAAUAGUGUGAAAACAUCUUUUUGGAGUAAAGUGUAUUACAGAAAGCGUCUCAUUAAGCUGGAUAAAUUGCAACAUUAAGUGUCCAUGGUUUAAUAAUGUGAUUUUCUCUCCCUUUUAUUAGAGAGAAUAUUUUUGAGUCAUGUGCCAUUACAGAAAAUUAAAUCAGUAUCUCCAGCAACACUCAAUUUAAAAUCCAAAAACAACAACACAUAUCCUCCUUUCAAGGUUUAAAGAACUACAUAAUAUUGGUUGGCUUCUUGAUGCUUUUAAUGAACUUUUUAGGUCUGAUAGGAAAAACCUGGACAUUUCUGUGAGUAAUGAUCUGUUGGCUUGAGUGGAUCUGUUGGUCUGCAUAUUUAGUUUAGUGAUUGAACUCUUAAUUUUAAAAUACUUCACCAACGAAGGUUAGAGCCAAGUUCACAUGCUUACUGAGUGAUCAUCAUCAUGCAGUGACUAGAGUGGGGAAGGGCAAUUGUACUUACUAGGAAUAUGUAUAUGGACCUCCACAUGGCCAUGGUACAUGCAAUAUGCUACUGUAUGUGGAUAGGGGAGAGGAGGGAUGUGUUUGAUUCAUGCACAGCUGAUCACCAAUACAGUAAAAUCAAACGGUGUUCAAGCUUCUCAUAGGCAUUGUGAGAGCAGGAUGCUGUGAGAACAUGAUGCUGGACUACACGGGCCAUUGGCCUGAUCCAACAAGGCUUGUCUUAAGUUCUUAACGGUUUUGGUUUGACAUAAACGUUUCUCUUUCUGUUGACUGUAUUUUUGUUAUCUUGACUCGUCUACCCCUUUGUUUUUGUUAUAUUUUAUUUGUUUAAUUAUUUGGAUUUUAAAUUGUAUAAAUUGUUAUCUCAGUUGUCCUCCAAAGCAGCCAAUGAGCAGGACAUGGAUACACUUUGUAAAGAAUGAAUGAAUGAAAUGGGCUUAGCCUUCCAUGUGUGAGGUACCAUAGCAGAAGAAUGCUCCAGUUGACCUGACUAGAAGUCAACCUGGUCAGGUAAGAAAGGGCAGGGAAAUGCUAGCGACACCAACGCUCAGCCCCAGUGGGUAAACCGAGGGAGGAAAGUGCCUUCAUUCUUCCUCUUAAAGGAUUCUAAGUUCAUACAGGGCGAAUGCCUGAAAAGCGCUAUUGAUAUACCACCAAAAAAUAGAUGUUCUGUAUGUUUAGUUCAUACUUUCCUCUUUAUACCCUGCCUUUUCACUCAACGGGCAUAUAAUGCAGCUUACAGCCGUAACAUAAAAUAUUCUGUACAAUCUGCAAACACAAAGUGACAUUUCAGUAGAGAAAGCUUGAACAGGACUGUGUGAUCCCCAUUCCCCCAGAUGAAUUCUAAAUGACAUGGAACAGCUUUAUAAGACAAAGUAUGAAACUCCACCAAAUGGCUUCUUUUAUGGCUACCUUAGAUCCUUCAAUCCAAUGAAAAAUUGAACACUUGCCUCAUUCUACAGUUGAGUGACUUGCCUGAGUCAUUGGUUCCACUUCUGGGAGCUUUGAACACAAGGCAUUUUGGUCACACUUUUUCCCUCUUAGGUAUCCUAUUCAGUGCUAAAGUAUAAAAUGGAUUUCAUUAAAAGUGAAAGUAAUAGAAAGCUUACAUCGUGCUCUUGUGAUGCAAAUAUUAGAUGAAAUGACACGUCGCAUACUAAACGAUUUCAGUUUUUCAAAGCAGUCAGUUUUGAGGCGUUGCAUUUAAAGUAGUUGGAAGAAAUCAAUAGCAUACCUGCUGCAGCAAAACAUCCAGGAGAAUCUUUUGAGGGAAAGGAAAUCUUUUGACAUAUCCAUGCUGAUAUGGAUAAAGUUUGCUGCUUGUGUCAAGAAACCUAAUCUGCCCAUAGGAAGCUGCCAUUACUGAUCAGUGGUUCAUCUAUCUCAAUAUUGUGUACACUGACUAGCAGCAGCUAUCAAGGGUUACAGACAUGGGGCUAUCCCUAUCCCUACAUGAUGCUGGGGAUUGAAUCUGGGACCUUCUGCGUGGAAGCAGAUGCUCUACUACUGAGCUAUGACCCUUUCUCAAAUUUAUCUACAAAAUGGUGAAGUGGACUUUGUGGUAUGAGAGUCAACGUUGCAGCCUAUCACUUACCAUUUGGGGCAGAGCCAGAAGCAGCACAUCCAGUGGGGCAGAGCCACAGUACUAGCUUCCUGGUGGUUAUGUCACUGCCACGUACCACGAGGGGUGGUAGUGAGGCAACAGGGAGGUCAGAGUGGUGUGGGUGCACCGGAAAAAAACAAUCCUUUGCUUCUGCUAGUGUGCCCUGCACUCAACCUCUCCCAGUAAGCAGGAACAAUACCUCUGCUGGCAUUGCAUCUCCUCCCCACUUCUGGGCAAAGGAUAGCAGCACUACCCAGCUCACCAUUAAAACUCCUAAAAAGCCCCAACAUCAGUCUAUUGGUGUCUUGUUCGAUGAAUGGAGUCUGCAUAUACAGAGGCAGUAUAUCAGAGGCAUUGGGCCUGUAAUUAGAAUUAGCUGGAUUCAUUAGAAUUAGGACUUGGGUCUGAUCCUGUAAAGCAGUUCUUGAGCAUUGCUUUAGCAGAUAGGCGCACGCACGCACGCACACGCACCAUUUUCUGUAUAAAAUAUGCAUUUAUGAAAAGAAAUGUUGCAAUAAAAAGGGACUUCUGCAUGAUUAAGUGAGCAAGAUAGGCUGCAAUUCUAACCCUUCUUACCUGGGAGUAAGCCCCACUGAAUUAAAUGUGACUUACUUCUUAGUGCACAUGUUUAAAAUUGCAGCUGUAGAUUGUUUGUGGCGGGCCAUUAGUCACAUCAUUAACUUUGCCUUUAAGGUGCUACAAGAUUCUUCAUUGUUCUUGCUGCAAAUGGCUAGCAAGGCUGCCCCUCUGGAAAUUCAUUCACUUUGAACAGGAACACAGAGGGAAGAUAACUGAAUUGUAAAUAUUUGUUGGUGUCUGUUGUGUACCAUGAAGUAUUAAAAAAACAACAACAUCCAUAUGAGUGGUUGACAAAACAAGAAAAAGACUUGAGCAACAUAGACCAAUAGCAGCAGAAUAGAAAAUAUUAGUUGAAAGUGUGAAUGAAUAUUGGAACAGACUGAGGCAUUUUCAUAAAUUUCUGGUGGCAAAGAAAAUAACAAAACAGUACAUACAAAUGUGUGUGUGUGUGUGUGUAUAUAUUUAUAAGAUCAAAAACAUUUUAAAAUAUUAAGAACAUCUGAAAACACAAAGCCGUAUAAAUAUUAAUUUCAAGGUUACCAGGAACCGUGUCUUGCAGCCAUCAAAUUGCCAAGGUAUAAUAAACAGGCAGGUAAUAAAUAUGGGAGAGGGGCCAAAUAAUCAGCAUGCUCUGUAGUUUAAUUUUUAGCGCCAGAUUUUAUUUAAAGUUCUUACAAUUAUUGCCAACCCCAAAACUGCUGGUGUUGCUACUUGAAGUUCUGCUAAGUUUGCUAAUGGAAGAGUUGCUAGAAGAGAUAAAUAUGUCUGAGUAUUUAACAUAAAUAUUGUGGCCAAAAAAUCCUAAGACCACCUUUAAUGCACCAAGAAGGAAGCAGUGGACUGCAGUUGCAAGCAAAACUAAAUAAAGAGACUUGUUGAAGAUGUUAGUGUUUAGUUUCAGAAGUAUCCUAGGGAAAUAUGCUACAUAGGCCAGUACUGGUGCAGCUGCGAUGUGCAGAAACCAUGAGGGAUUGCAUUAUUGACGCUGAAUCCAUAUUGAAUACAACAUAUUUAAUGUACUUAGGCAACUAAGGACCUACCGUAUUUUUUGCUCCAUAAGACGCACUUUUUUCUUCCUAAAAAGUAAGGGGAAAUGUCUGUGCGUCUUAUGGAGUGAAUGCGUGGUCCCUGGAGCCGAAUUGCCCAGGGGCGAAAAGCAGAUCGUGCUUUUUAUUUUUAAAAAGAGGGAGGGGGGUGUUGGAACAAAGCCACUUAGCAGCUGAUCAGCAAGCGAUUGGGAGGGGAGAUAAGGGACUCUAGCAAUAAAGGAGGCUGCCACAGCAUGAACCACAAAAAUCAAACAUCCACUGUUUCGUUCAGAAUAUUUCCCCCCUUUUUUUUCCUCUAAAAACUAGGUGUGUCUUAUGGAGCGAAAAAUACGGUAAUUGCAUGCUACAUAAAUGAUGUGAUCUUAGAGUUUGUUAGAAAUAACUUACAUCUUAGAGUUUGUUAAAAACAACAACAAGUGUGUAGGGAAGUGGGGGCUAGGCCUUUGUUUCCCAGCCUCUCCCACAGAGCAAUUACCAUUAGAGGGGAAAACUUCCCAUUGGCUCCAGUGUUGAUUGCAAAGGUGCUAGGUGGUUUUUACCCAGAUCACAGCUGGAAAAAAAGACUUAAACCAACCUUCCUGGCACACAGAGGUGCUAGUCACAGCCACCCUACACAUAUAAACACACCUGGUCAUUAAUUUUUCAAAAUCCACAGCAGGACUGCUAAUCACAUCGUUCACAUAGCAUGCUGGUAUGUUAACUGAGAGCAGCUACCUUGUCAAAAGCUUUGUAAGGAAAGGUAGGCUGAAAUGACAUAGGACAUCUGCAGGGGGAUAGGAAAUCAGCAGUAGAACAUUGUGAACGAAGACAUCUGCUAGAUUAGCACAGAUGGGCUUGUGAUAACUUUAUGAGAGCAGCCUAGGUUUUCCCAUCACACAGGAAAUUAUCUGAUUAAUUUCAAUAUACAGUCAGUCUGCAAAUAUUAGUCUCCAUUCGACAUAUUCCUAAGUAUUUCCUAUGCUGGAUCUUCAGAUGGCUUAAAUCAACGUAGUACAGAACAAAUUAAGGCUACCAGUAGGGAUGGAAGGAUUGAUCAGUUUUGAUUCUCUUAGUUUCUCAUUUUUCUAAUCUUAAAUUCAGCUGCCAUGUUUCUGCAGCAAUUUGCAAUUUUUUUUAAACGAUCAUUAUGGAAAUGCUUCAUUUUAGUAUGAUUUCUGCAGUUUUGAUUAAUAUAUGUAUCUUUUGCAAGUAGCUUCUAAUAUAAUGCAUUUUCUAUGCUAUCUUCAGUAAUAUAUUCAUUUUUAAAAGCAUUUCCCCAUUAUAUAUAUAGUACUGUACAAAUAGUUUUGAGAUACUUUUUGUGCGGUACAUAGGAAACUGCCUUAUACUGAGUCAGACCGAUGGUCCAUCUAGCUCAGUGUUGUCUACACAAUGGUUGUCAGAGGCUCCUCUGAGUUUCACUCUUUCAGCCAUCCCUGGAGAUCCUGGAGCUUGUAUACAAAGCAUGUGUUUAAUCACUGAGAAUCGUGCUUUAUCAGCGUGCAAGAGUACACGUGUGACACUGCAACACUGCAAAAAAACAAAAAUACAAAAAUCUUGAGGCUACCAUAUUAUGAUUGCUUUAACUAUCCUCUUUUUUUGGUGGGGCGCAGUGUUUAUCUCUCCCUCUCUCUCUCUCUCUCUGUGUGUGUGUGUGUGUGUGUGUCUGUGUGUGUAUACAUCAGUGACAUCAAGUGGAGGGUAGGUGCAAAUUAAGUGAAGAAACUCAAAGCUGUAGCAAAUUGAGCAUGCUUCAAUGCCAGAAUUAUAGAAAUACUUCUGGUUAAAUGGACUCUGGAAGAGUAAAAGAAGAAGAAGAGUUUGGAUUUGAUAUCCCGCUUUAUCACUACCCGAAGGAGUCUCAAAGUGGCUAACAUUCUCCUUUCCCUUCCUCCCCCAUAACAAACACUCUGUGAGGUGAGUGAGGCCAAGAGACUUCAAAGAAGUGUGACUAGCCCAAGUUCACCCAGCAGCUGCAUGUGGAGAAGCGGGGAAGCGAACCCGGUUCCCCAGAUUACGAGUCUAUCGCUCUUAACCACUACACCACACUGGGUGAAUUUAUGGAACACAAGGAAUGCAAUGUGGACAAUCUAUUGCUAGCCCUCAUUGAGGCAGUAAUUGAUGCAAAAGGGGCCCAAACCAAGUACUGAGUACAUAUGCAUGCUUCUACUUCUCAGAGGUCCAACAUUGCUCUAUUUGCAAUCCUUGUUUUGCUGAUUUCAUUUAAUCUAAUUUUCUGAGAUUGUUAAUCUGGGGUUUUCAUCAGCUGUACGCCAUCAUCAUCAUCACAAUUAUAACAAAUAAAGGCUUGACAUAUCUCACUUUGCAUGUCAUGAAUCUAUCUCAUAUAUUAGUUUCACCUUUUAAGUUGAAUUACUGAAAUAAAUGAACUUUUCCACGAUAUUCUAAUUUUCUGAGUUUUACCUGUAAGACCACUCCAUAUACAUUUGUGUAACUAAACAAAUAAUACCAUACUUAAAAAGAAAGAAAAAUCUUUGUAGCCAAGGUUUAGGCAUCACAUUAUGCUUCUCAUCAAAGUCUGCUUUGCUUGCUUACUGUCUUUUGUGUAUAUUUAGAUGCUGAUUGAGCAAAAUCUGGUGAAUUAAUUACUAGCAUAAUUAUGUAGCAUUGGUUAAAUUAUUCUCGAUUCCCUGAUUGAUGGGAGACGACUCAGCAGUUUUACCACUCACACAAAGCUUUACCUGGCUCCAAGGCCUCAUUUAUUCAACCAUUUUCAAGAAACUCCCACUGCCCAAUUUUUUCAGGUAUGCUGAGGGCAUGAUCCCUGCUCUUCCUGUGACUGGGCUUUCUGUCUUGCCCACCACCACCAUUGCUCCUAAGCUCCAGGGGGCAAUGAAAGAACCAGAGAUCAAAGUGGGGCUCACAAUGGGUUCAUUGGGGGUGGGGACACCGGCAAGGCAUGUCUGAGAUGAGGCCCCUCAGGCUGCCUUUGGACUGGCAUGCAGUGUUAGAAACUGGGAUAGAAAAGCUAGGAGCCAAAUGGCUCCUGGGACUUGGGUUGUGGGCGCCAAAACAGAAUGUCUAGUCACCAUUUGGGUUGGAAACACUUUAUAUUUAUUAUUUUGAUAAGCAUGAAGCAAAGCACAAUUCACCUAAGUGACACAUUGUUAGUACCACAUUUUCAACAUAAAUUGUUAAUACAUGUUUAAUUAGGUGUUUACAAUAAAAAUAUUGGUACCAUACUUCAGUUUUCAAAACACUCUACUUAACUCCUUAACAUCUAUCCUUAACAUAUACUUUGAGGUUUCAAAACACAUACGUUUCUGUAAUCCUUGAGUGUCAGCCAGGCACAAAAAAUGGCACCCAGACUUUUUUAGGUGCUCGCAAAUGGAGAAUCCUUAGGCACAAAAUGUGUCUGGCGCCCUGCUAAUUUUGAACCCUGCUAGCAUGGUUUUCUCUUUGUCUUCAGUGGGAGCAGGAUCUGAGUGAGCUGGGAUCCUGACACUCAUAACAUUAAAUAGGUUGAAGCACCUUAAACUAUAAAAAACUUUAUAGCAUUUUUGUGAAUGGGAUUUAUAUUUUCUUUUUGUGCGCUGUUGGUGUUUGACUGUGGAUCACUUCUAAAACCUUGGUUGCCCUACAUAUGAAUUGUACUGCUUUUAUGAGCACUUGCAAAAUACAAAUUAUUCAAGCUUCCUGACUUCAUUUAUAGCUACAGGGGAUCCUCUCCCUCCCACCCUUCAUCAAUUUUUCACCUCUAAUCGGGAGGUCUAAGGAAUAAAUACAGCCCUGGUGAAAUAAGAGCUUCUUCUUUCUGUCUUUAAUGAUUGAGAAUGUGUAAUACUCAUUUGGAGUGUAGUGUCCUUUUAAUCAAAACAAAUAGAGUAAUUUCAGAGACCUACACCAGGUAACCUUUAGAAAGGAGGAUAAAAAUCAUUACUGGGAGAUAAUAAAACAAUAAAGCAAAUCCAUUUCUUUUCAUUUCCCUGCAUCCAGUGGCAUUUUUAUUCGUACAAAGAUCAACCUGGAUUAACUUCCAUUCUCUUUGAUUAGCCCUUAUUAAGGUGAUAGCAUUUCUGCAGCACAUCAGUGUUGGACAUACACGUACUUUUAACAACCACCGUGAAGACGUGAGUCGGGUGAAAGGGGAGCGGGAGCCUCACACCUUCUGUACGUGGUGUUAAAGCCAUUUCUCAGAUGGAAAGUACAAUGGUGCUCCUGGGCAUCUGUGGUUCAGGGCCUAUUGUGAAGCUACAUGUAUACAGGGGUAUUUAAGAUCCAUUGGCUGAUUGUAAUACGAAAAAGAAGCUUUUGGCAGUUUGCAACUUUGAUCUGGGAAAGCAUGCUCAGUCCUUUUUCCAGACUUCAUUUUCGGCUCCGGGUUGCACUUCUCCAGGAGGGGUCAAGACUGGAUCUUUUCUCAGAGUAAGGCAGGUGCUGCUGUUGCUUCACCACAGCAGCUAGAAUUUUUCUUUCAAGGUUAGUUAAAAGUUAAUUUAGUAACUUUCAGUUUUAAACUAAUUUUUUAAAAGAAUUUCCAGCUGCAAUAACAAGGCACUCUCCUGGGCCAUCUUACCCAUAAUGUCUUGCUCUAAGGAAGGACCUCUUCCCCCAGCGUAAGAAAAAGAAGGGGAGGCAGAGGAUCAGACCAAUGGCCCAUCUAGUCCAGCAUCAUGUUCUCACAGUGAUCAACCAGAUCCCUCAAAGGGAAGCCCACAAGCAAGAGGACUCUCCCCUUCUGUGGUUUCCAGCAACUGGUAUUCAGAAACAUUACUGCCUCCAGUUGUGGAGGGCAGAGCAUAACAUCAUGGCUAGUAGCUAUCAAUUGCCCUCUCCUCCAUCCAUUUGUCUAAACCAAGAGAGCCACGCCAGAGUGGUGGGUGGCGGCAGCAGUGGUCAGUGAGGCAAAUGAGUAGGGCUCUACCACCCCUGCCACCCCUUACCAUUUUAUACGGUUGCUUCAUGAAAGUACCAAGCCUGAAAUUCAGAAUGCUGCAUACUAGUUGUAGGAAAGAACUGUGGUUGGUAGGAAUACAGACAAAAGGACUUAUAUUGAAAUGGAUUGUGUCUGGGAGAAGCCAGGGAACCAGUAAUAAUUGUUCUACAUGUAAAACAGACAGAUUAAACACUGCAUAAUUGACAGCUUCCCUCACAAAGAAAAAAAAAAAGAUUUGGUAAGAGUUGAAAUAUGAAUGAAUUUUAUUGAAGGAGUGAUCGUAUCCCACCGGAGGAAGAUUUUAAUGCAUCCGUGUAUGUUCCGACAAGGACACUGCAUUGUUAAGAGACUUAGUUUUACCUACUUCAACUUAGGUUUACCUACUUCUCAAGCUUCUUUUAUGCAGAUUGAGGCCAUUGGGGAAACUGAAUGAAAUCUAAUUCAAAAAGAAGGAAAAGGUAGUGGAAUGAUGAUGCACCACUCACCUUAUAGCUAGCCAAAUAAAAUAAAUUAAAAUGGACAGGCCAGUUGUUGGAAAAUUUAGUUUCCUCCAGCACUGAGAAUCUUGGGAGCCUAGUCAAACAUCUAUUGAAUUAAAAUGUCUUCACUGUUGCUUUUUAGGUUUGGAAAAAAAACAUGAUAAAGGUGUGCAAAAUGAACUGUAUGGACAAAGUAGAUAGAGAGAGAUUUUUCUCCCUCUCUCAUUUCAUGAGGACAUGGGAUAAUCCAAUGAAGCUGAAUGUUGGAAGAUUCAGACGAGACCAAAAAUAAAUAAAUCACAAGAUGUAGUGAUGGUCACCAAUGCGAAUGGUUUUAAAAGAGGGUAAAGCAAAUUAAUGGAGGAUAGGAAAUCCAAUGGCUACUAGCCAUAAAAGCUAUGUUCUGCCUCCGGUGUUGGGGGCAAUAUGUCUUUGAACAAUGGUUGUUGUGAAUCUCAUAGGCAUCUGGUUCGUCACUGUGGGAACAGGAAGCUGGACGGUGAGCCUUUGGACUGAUCCAGCAGGGUUUUUGUUAUGUUCUUAAUUAUCCAAAUAACUUGAGUGUUUCAACAGCUGGGAGUGUUUCAUUACCUUCCUCUCCUUAUUGGGAGAAUGUAGCUAUAUUACAAAUUAAAACACAACUAUUACUUUUGGGGUGGGGAGGGAAUAUGGAUGUCUCUUGUUCUUUCUAGUCUUGUGUGGCUCACCAGUAGGGGUGCUUCUGCUUCAAGUCUCAGAAGUCAGUCCUAUUGAAUUCAGUGAGGCUUUCUUACAGGUAAACAGUGUUAGGAUUAGCAGUCCAAUUCAGUUAUUUCCUGCCUAGGAGGCUUUCAAACAGAAGGGUACCUGCUCUAUAAACAUUGGAUUUCACUGAUUUUACCCCAGAGAAUCAAGAUGAGUAAUGUUAAUAUAACUAAUGAAAAUGUUUACAUUUUGAAAAUACAAAUUGAAUUGAGUAAGGUAGAUUUCUAAACAUGAAUUAGACCUUUGACAUCUGAUGCAUCUCUUCCACUUAUGUAGAAUAUUUUGUUCCAACAGAUGCUUCCACCAGUGGAAGGGAAGGGUAAUUUUCUUCCAUGCUGUUCUGGAGAGUCCCCAACCUUCUGGAAUAGAUUUUUCAGGGUGUGCAAGAGGCUGCAACAAAUAUGGGAAAUUUGUCUUCCCUCCUCUUACAUUAGUAAAAGACUCAGACCACUGGCUGAUGAUGUAUAAAUAUUUGUUGUUCUUCCUUAGAUUUAAUUUUUGUAUCUGCAUAAAUAGAGAAGUUAGGCUUCUCUCUAAUCCUGCCUGAUGAUCACAUUUCUAUGUCGCUGUGUGUACAUACAGUGGAAUUUGUGGGACAAGAUGUGUACUUGCAGUUUUCCUAAAGGAAAGUGAGAUCUUUGUGGGACACUGUAGAGUGCAAUACAUCAUACUAAUGAGGCGAUGGGCUGUUUUAUGCUUCACAGUGGAGUUUUUCCUUUGUUCUGCUGAUUUGAAUCCCUGUUGAACUUGUAUCAAUAAGACCAGGCAUACACUGAAUAUAUGGCAGUUUUCCUUUCGUUGGUUUGUGAUCUGAAGAUCAUAUGGGAAGAAAUCAAAGGCCACAGUGAGGAUUUGUGCUUACUGGAGCAAGUUGCAGGGGGUGUGGUUCUACCAGUCGUUUUAUACCAUGGUUAUUCUUAAGGGAGAAGUGAUUGAUCAUAUGUAGCUCAGUGGUAGAAGAUAUGCUUUGCAUGCAAAAAUUUCCAGGUUCGAUCCCAUGUGUCUCUAGGUAGGACUGGGAAAAGCUCCUUCCUGUCUCAAACCCUAGUGAGCUGCUAAUUGAUCUCAUGAAGAUCUCUUUUACUGAGGAAGUAAAUAUGAUUUGAGCGUGUCUGCAUAUUAUGUACAGUAGGCAGAUAUAAUGGGAUAUCCUGGACAGUGCUACCUUGGGCUGAAGGUAGUAUGUCAUAGUUUUGAAUGAUUUCCCUAAUCUUUUCUCCCCCCUGCCCCCAGUUUAAAUACUUUAUUGAAAUUCAUAGAUAUCAUACAAAACAUACUAAGAUGAAAACAAUCGUGUACUAAUAAUCUUAUAUAUGUUUACAAAAAAUAAAUUUAAAUUAAAUUUAUGCAAUCUCUUUUUUCCUAUCUUUUUUGCUAACAUAGAAUAGAUUUCCUAUCAUUUCCCGAUGCAUAUGACCUUUCUGGUGAUGAAUGUACUUAUCAUUAUUACCUUACCCUUUCUGUACUUUCUAAUACUUUCUUACAACAAUUCAUACCUUUAUGCUUGUUUUUUAACAGUUUGUUUAGACAAGGGUCAUUCAAACACUGCCAUAGAUAUUGUAUUGCUGUUAUUCUGUAGAUAUCUCUUAUACAUAUCCCAUUUUUUAAUAAAUGAUUGUCUUGUAUUACCUCUUAGCCUGUUAGUCAAUUGUGCCAUUUCCGCAUAUUCCAAUAAUUUGCACUGCCAAUCUGAUAAGGUUGGAACUUUUCCCCCUUUCCAAUUCAUUGAGAUCAGUAUUCAGGCUGCAGCCGUUGUAUAUAGAAAAAUUUCUCUUAGAUUUUUUGGAAUGUCUUUACCUAAAAUUCCAAGCAGAAAGGCUUCUGGCUUUUUUAAGAACGUUAACUUAAGAUUUCCCAAAGCUCUUCAAGAAAACAACAACAAAAACAAACCCAGGCAUGUAGUUAAUAUAUGAUUAGCACAUCAGAUAGAGAAGGGGUCUCACAGCUAGUGCCUGUGGGUACACAUGUGCCUGCAGAGGCCUUCCCUGUUGCAACAGGGUCCUAUCAUCCAACUAAAAUUUGGCUUGAAAAAUCACCCCAUUGUAGCCAAUAGAAUAGGGUAUGAUAUGUACUUAAUUGCGGGUGGUGUGUGAGUUCCCCAUGACAGUUUCACCAGUCUGCAAAUGGGCCCAUGGAUCCAAAAAAGUUGGUGACCCCUGAGAUAGAGACCUAGCAUAGCUCUCUUCUUCAUAUGCUUGUUUAUUAUAUGUGCAGAAUAUAUAAUAGAUAGAUGAAAAUUAAGAGAGCAUUCACAAACAUGACCUUGCGCCUCACUUGCAGUCAUCUGUUAUCUCAGUCUAGUAUCUUUUUCUGCACAAUGUAUAGAAACAAUCUUUGACAGAACAAUAUGCUCCUUUUGUGGAGUUGUUGCUUUCUUCCUUUUUAGGUGUCAGAAUGCUGGGGGCUGUCAUGUACUGGAGAUGUUGCUAAGACAACCAGCUACUACAACAGAGUUUUGCUUGAAAAGGUGGCAGGCCAGGGACAUUGUUAAGCCAGGAGCUUUUGACAUCCUGUGGAAACAUAUCUUUCCUGACAGCAAAAAAAAUGGACAGUAGUCAUUAUUUCGGGGAGAAGUCACGAAGGAACAGCCUCCCUUCUCAUCAAACAUACUUUUGUAUGAUUUCUACCUUGUCUCCCAGCUAGCUUUUAAAAAUACUCUCCAGCUCCACAGCAAACAAAAGUUCUUGUUUUCCGAAACUCCUAAGGUACCAGAAAGCAAAGUUGCUUCUUGUAAGCAACAACAAGAUUGCAUUAAAUGUGUCCUCUUUUAAGGAUUUUUUAAAAAGCCAGCAGUAGGACAACACAACUCUUUUCCUCAGUUAUCCCAGUUUUUUAUUCAAUGGAUGUCCUUCCUUUUUCUAGGAGGGUGUGGAGGGACACGGGUAUUUCAUAGGGUUGUGCACUGGUUUUGACCAAGGUGCAAAUCCCAAGCCAAAUUGGGCCUAUUCAGAGAGAUUUGGGCAUUGUUCAAGGUGGGUUGAGACAGCCAGAAAUCACUACAGUCACUUUUGAUGGCCCAGAGUGCUCCAGGGCUGCUAGGGUGUGGCGCAUCAGGCAGGAAGGAGAAAGUAGGUGCCCUACAAUGCUCCACCUUGCAGGAUCACCACCUUCAUUCAACAGCUGUUCAGCUGAGGCAUCAGUCCUGUGGGGUGCUUACUUGCAAGCAGUUUCCCUGCAGAGAAGUUGAUCGUAAAGGAGCAUCCUGCAGAAUUGAGCCUCACUGCAGGGGAGGGCAGUGGGGAAGACAAAUAUGUUUUCUCUCUCAUGACUGUGUGGGCAUCAGAGGGGCAGGGGGCAUUGGAGAAGGAGGAGGGAGGUGGGUGACAAGGGUUGGAAGCAGUGAGUGGUGCGUGUGUCCCAGGACUGGAUCUGCCGCCACUCCCAGGUGUGGCCCUCAUGGGAGAGCCGGCCCUGCUUACCAGGCCCCAGAGUCUAGCAUUCCAAACUGCCUCUCACUCAGUGCUGUAGACAGCUUCUCUCCCCGUCUCUUCAACCUGAGCCAACUGAUUCAACUACCUGAGCAAGUUUUCGGUCACCAAGCCACUCUGCCUUCCUUUCAAGUCUUAUUUCUUCUUCCUCGAUCCUCAUCCUCUCGUGUCUUCUUCUUCUGACUGUUCACUAUAAACACCAGACAACAUGGACUUUCACCUCAACAGGCAAAUGACGUCCCCCAUCAAACACAUUGCAAAUGACAGAAUGCAUUAUACAAGACCCAUCAAAACACAAUGAAUUUCUUCAUAGAGGGAGCCAGGGGAGCCAGUAUCCCAAGCCUCUUGUUUUCCCUACCUUGUAAGGGUUAUUGGGGGAAGGAGACUGCCAUGAUUGUAAGAUCAGACCCAGCUUCCUUCUAUGUGAGAGAAGCAGUUGAGGUGGAACCAGUCUCUAAGAACAGGGAACACUGAGGUUUAAGUGUGUCAUCUAGGUGGCCACUGUGUGAACAGGAUGUCAGGCUACAUGGGCAUCAAGCGAGGCUCUUCUUAUGCUCUUACGAUAUUAUCAGAGCUGUAUUUGUUUCCAAAAAAAGUCAUAAUAUGACUGUGCUUUACUUUUAGUUCAUAACUUUAUGAGGUGAUAUUUCCCCCUUCUCUUACUUGUUACUUGCCAUGGUGCGGUCACACAGAUAAAGAUAUUCCAAUUUCUGACAUUUAAAGAUUAUCAACAGUAUCUAUCCUUUCUGGCAUGUAAAUGGCAAAAUAAUAAUUGUAGGGGUUUUGUUUGGCAUAUCAUUGAUUAACUUAUUUAUAAGUACUUAAGUGCUGUCAGCUCUGUUCACAAUUCAUAUGGAGAGCCUUCAUAAUUCAUAAGGAGAAGCACCUUAAAUCCAGCAUCCAGUGGCAGCUUCUCUCCCAGGGUCAACAGCCACUUCAUGAGAUUAUUUCCCCCAGAACUACAGUAUAGGAGGAAAGGGUUAAACUGCACUGCAUGUGCAGCAGUACUAAGCCUGAUUUCCUCCAUACAGCUGCUAUUUUUAAAGGAGAGGGGACAACGACAAAGUAAAUGCAGUCACACAUUUAAUGGAUUGUCUCUUUCAUCCAUUAGACAGUAAGCUCCUCAGGGCAGGAACCUGUCUUCUUUACAGUUACCCUGCAAAGCAACAGGCACAUCAGUGACUGGUGUUACAUGAAUAACAACAAGCAUGGUGAUUUGUAUGAUUUAUUUGCAAGUGACGCUUUCUCAGAGAACAACUAAUGACGGUAAUUUUGAGAACUACAGAAGCCGAUGUACCACACUUUUUCCAUUCUAAGAAAUAAUAACAAUAGGUCUGCCACUGAUGAGCAUGGCUGUCAAUUAUGAAAGUUCAAACCCAGGUUGUAAUAUUUGACAUAACUUAGUGGGUAUCCCAGAUUUCCAGCCAGCAUAUAAUCAGUGUAAUAUACAAGGGGAGGUUGGGAGAAGACUGGCUUGCAUUAAAAAAUAUAAUAAAUUGAAUGCCACAAGUGUGAAGUGAAAAUGAUUUGUUUAUGUUCUUUUGGAGUAAAAUAUGUUUUAAUUUUUCCAUCUGCAUUGCUGCAAUGAUUUGAAAGCCAGAUCACGUCUACCCAGUAGCAUUAUUACAAAACUGGAAUUAAAGCUCAGCCUACUCAAUCUAUCUGUAUCGUAAAGCAGUCAAGAAAACGCUGAUGGUGGUUGAACACUUGAUAGUUUGUCAGGCUUUAUGAACUAAUGGAGUGUAGAUCAUCAAUAAUUAUGUUAAUAAUGGAUUUAUGGUACUAUUUUUAAACAAAGGAAUAGUGUAAGGAAUAUGCCUGAAUGACUGAUUAUGAAAGAACCAUAACACCCCCACCCCCACCCCCCGUGUAUGUGUGUGUGUUGUAAAGUCUGAGGAGUGAAAUUCACUGUUAUGGGAAUGAAUUAUAUGUGAUUUUUUAAAAAAGUAUAAUUCAGUGAAUAUUGCACUAAAGUAAGGUAAAGGUAAAGGUACCCCUGCCCGUACGGGCCAGUCGUGUCCGACUCUAGGGUUGUGCGCCCAUCUCACUUAAGAGGCCGGGGGCCAGCGCUGUCCGGAGACACUUCCGGGUCACGUGGCCAGCGUGACGAAGCUGCUCUGGCGAGCCAGCACCAGCGCAGCACACGGAAACGCUGUUUACCUUCCUGCUAUAAAGCGGUACCUAUUUAUCUACUUGCACUUAGGGGUGCUUUCGAACUGCUAGGUGGGCAGGAGCUGGGACCGAAAGAUGGGAGCUCACCCUGCUGCGGGGAUUCAAACCGCUGACCAUGCGAUCGGCAAGCCCUAGGCACUGAGGUUUUACCUACAGCACCACCCGCGUCCCGCCACCCAUGUCCCGCGUCCCGCACUAAAGUACACCUUACCAAAUUGCUCUUUUUUGCUUGAAAAUAGUCUGGAUAUUUUUGCCCCCUCUCCUUUAGGUAGUAGUCUUUGGGGCAAACUCAGAAUAUGGGGAACUGACUCAUUACUGUUCAUCCUUUCCUGCCUCUGUAUUAGUCUCUCUUGGUUGCUUUUUUUUAUGACCACAAUAAGUACCCAAGACACAUCCUUCCAGGUCAGGCCAUCUAGUCCAGCAUCCUGUUCUCACAGUGGCCAACCAGAUACCUAUGGGAAGUCUGUAAGCAGGACCUGAGUGCAGCAGCACUCUCCACACUUGUGCUCCUGAGCAAAUGGUUUUCAGAGGCCACGUCGCCUGCACUUCUCAGUAACACUGUGCAGAUGUUCUGAAUUGGUAUAGUGGAUACAUUGUGGGUAAUGGUCAUGUUGACCCUAUCCUCUCUUUGGGCCCAACUUGCAUUUCUUGAGACCUUGUGCAUAUGCAACGUUAGAAUACAUAGAAGUUGGGUACUCUUACGGGGUGGAGACAAUAGCAAUGAUAGCCCGGUGUGAAUAUAAUAUAUACACUUGCACUGCCAGUCAAAAGUGGCAGUAAUGUUACAGUAAUCAAGUGAUGUUGCAAUCAUGGCAACAGAACAAGGUUGGGGUGGGAGGCAAGUCCCCAGAAUUCCAGCCAUCAUGAGUUUGAUCCCCGUAGCCAGGAAGAGAUGUAAUGCUUCUGUGGCAAUGGAAUCAAUAUGGGGCUUUGCCCAAAGAAUAUCUCAGGUCCCUGGGCCUACCUUGACACUCCCCCAGUGUGAACGUAUUUCAGACUUUUCACUGAUCAACAACAUGAAGCUGCUGCAGCAAGGGGGGCGGCGGUCUUGUAAUCAGUUGAAAAUUAAUAACUGUGAAGGAAGCCCUCAUUCUCAGGUGAAUUUACCAUUUUCCAUCAACUACAGUGGUGCCUCGCAAGACGAAAUUAAUUCGUUCCGCGAGUUUUUUCGUCUAGCGAAUUUUUCGUCUUGCGAAGCACGAAAUCCCAUAGGAAUGCAUUGAAAUCCAAUUAAUGCGUUCCUAUGGUCCAAAAAAGUCCAAACAAAGCCAAAUUUGGUACAACAAGAGUUUAUUAAGUGCUCUUUAAAGUCACACAUACUGUAAAGAGCAUUUCAAAAAUUGAAGGAACAAUAAAUUAAGUUUCUAAACAUGACAGAAAAACAUUUAAAAAUCAACAAAGUGUACAGUACAUUUUCUAAGACUCUGGGGGACAACUCGAAGAAGGUUCCUCUUCCACUCUUUGCUUCUUGCUGAAGAACCCCCUCCUCAACUGUUCCCCCAGCCACCCACCACACAGAAAUUCAAAUCCAGAAUUUUUUUAAAAAAACAGCAGAAUGGCCCAAUGGUCACAGAAAAUCAUAAAAAUGUAGAAAAAAACUACACAAGCUUCCAGAUUCUUGCAAACCCCUCCUCAACUGUUCCCCCAGCCACCCACCACACAGAAAUUCAAAUCCAGAAUUUUUUUAAAAAAACAGCAGAGUGGCCCAAUGGUCACAGAAAAUCAUAAAAAUGCAGAAAAAAACACACAAGCUUCCAGAUUCUUGCAAACCCCUCCCCAACACCAAGUCCUUGAAUUCCAAACACCCCAACCCAAAAUCCAAAAACCCCCAAAAAAGUUUUAAAAGUUUAAAAGAAGUUUUGGAAAAGCUUCAAAAAUCACCAGAGUCUUCAAAAACCUCAAAAAAAGGCUACCACAUCGCGUUCUAUGAGUUGCUCCUCGAAGUCAAGUCGCAACUGUAUUAACGGUGUUAAGAAAAAGGAAGCAAACUUGCAAGACGUUUUCGUUUUUCGUCUUGCGAAGCAAGCCCAUAGGGAAAUUCGUCUUGCGAAGCAGCUCAAAAAACGGAAAACCCUUUCGUCUAGUGAGUUUUCCGUCUUGCGAGGCAUUCGUCUUGCGGGGCACCACUGUAUAGUCAGUGGAAUGAUCUGCAAAAGAAACCCAGGAAUAUUGAUUGAGAAGUAUGCAUGAAAUGAGUUUUAUUAGUUGCAUCUGUUUAUCUACUGCACUAUUGUAUCCAUACAUAAGCAGAAAUCUCCUAGAUUUUAGGAGCAAUCAUGCAAAAUUUGGUUACAAUAUCUAAAGUGGUGUCCAAAUACAUAGUGAACAAACAUACAACUUUCCAAAAUAUGUAGUAGAUUUGCUGAAAAAUCCUUAACUGAGGGACUUGGGCUUCCUCCUACUUCUCCAUAUACACUACAGCAGAAAGGUAGUCCCACUGAAAUAGUAAAAUGAUGGAUUGUUGGCUUGGGAUCCUAACUAGCUUUCAAAAUUCUAAUCUUUGACUGAUUUCUGCUUUUUAUGUGCAUGAGUUUGUGAAUGUUGCAUGGUUUAUUUCAUAGUUUCUAUUUUCACAUUUUUUAUUUGUGCUAAACCUCUUGCAGUGUUAACUGGGAACAGUGAGGUGUAAAAAAACAAUUAAUGUCUGAUUUGUUUACAUCCUUGAAAAAUACCAUCUUUUAAAACACAGUCUCCUUUCAAAGAAGGGGAAACCACCAUCUAGCUCACCCGAGACAUUUAAGAUUUGAAUGUCAUGUUAGAAGCAUCCUAAUCAGACAAUUCCUCCAGCAAGUUCAGUAUUACACUGAUGGUUAGUAACUUUUCAGUGCUUCAGGCAGUAUCCAAGCAUGUACUUGACCACAGACCUCUUCAUUUACUUAUUUUUAUUUCAUAACAUUGGUUGUAGUAAAAGCUCAAAGCACUUUACAGCAGGAAUAAAACAAUAAGAUUAUUGGUUAAAAACCACUAAUAUUAAAAACAUUAAAGAAAUUAAAAUCAACCAUGACCUAAUGCCAGAUUAAACACGAUGCAUUCUGUCAUGUUUAUGCUUGCUUAAAUGAAAUGUUUAAACAGUCACUGAGAAGAGUAUAGUGAAGGUGCCUGCUUGAUAUCAAUAGGCAGGGAAAUCCAGAGUGUGAGGGGCUGCCAUACUAGGGAUAUAAAAAAGCAUUAAUUUCCAUUCUGACCUUUGCUCAUCACUCACAGCACUGCCCCAUCAGCCCUUGCCUGCCUGCCUGCCUUCUUACAACCAUUCAGGAGUUGGUUCUGCCGGCCAUUGACUCUGGCUCCACCUAUUGUUGCCCCCUCCCCCGCUUUACACCCAACUAGUCACAUUGGGUACCAACCAUCACUGAGGGAGGGGCUUGGGGAAGGGUGGUAGCUCAGCAGAGGGUCCUGGGUUCAAGCCCUGGCAUCUUCAAGUAGAUCUGUGAGAGACCCCUGCCUGAACUGCUGGAGAGCUGCUACCAGUCAUUGCCAAUGCUGAGUUAGAUGGUAUGGUUUAGUAAAAUGCAGCUUCCUGGGCCCUGUUUCCUUAUGACUUCUGAAGUUGUGAGGAGGAGUGAACCCGGGGGGGGGGGGAUGUUUGUGGGGGCAGUUUGGGCCACACAUUCUUACAAGUAUGAGGUGGUGUGAUGACUUUUCUUUCUGCUUUUAAAACAAUUAAAAGGGAAUUUGUGUUCCAGACAGCUGGAAAACUCUGCUCCUCCCACACUACAACAGACAGGUAAGCAUUUUCAGCUGAGAUCUGCCCAUUUAAUAAUCAGCUGUUGCUGCAACCUCUGUGCUCUCCCUGACUUUGAAGUCAGAGAAACUUCAGAGCUAUGGGAUUUGCUGAGAGUAGGGAAAUAAUGCUUCUCAAGGCCAGUGGUCCCUGCCAGCCAAACUCAAUCCUAUUAUUUCUCUUCACCUCUCCUUGAAAAUCAAUAGCCAUUUAAGCAUAUGGUUGAGAUGGUCCUGUGGUUAGGCAAAGCACUUAGUCAACUUCAGGCUUUGAAUUUCAAGUAUUUUUUACUAUUAUUAAAGGCUUUAGAUAAGUGAAGAGAAGGAAAUAGUAAGAUACACUGAAGAUAAAGAAAAACAAUAUUAUCUAGCAAGCUUUUAUGCUUGAUCCUAACAUUCAUUUCAGUAACUUACAACUGAAGUGAAACUCCUCAGGCCAUAGAGGAUAAAGAUAAAGCACACUCAAAGUCACCACAUAAAAUAUUAUUUGAGGGAGGAUGUCCCGUCAGAAGGCAGCAAAAUGGCAUAUGGGAUGUCUUCCCUUGGAGGAAAUUGGUGUUUUGCUCUUUCCGUUUGAGGAUGGGAGAAGAGGAAGUGUAAAUUGAAAUGAUCCCCAUCUUGGGCUACUGUCAAAUGAGAAGCAAACACUUAUUUGUAUAUUGAAGAGGAUGCUAGACAAUUUUGGCCCCAGAGCUUUGUCUUGUGCAUUUGCCCCCUAUGUACCCUUUACCAAUUUUUUUUAAGGAAUGAAAAAGGCCCCUAUCUUUCAUCACUGUAAAUUCCCCACCCUAAAAGCCAAGUGACUUUCCUUCCCAUCGCCAUUUGAGAUGCCACCGAAUUCACCACCGCUGUUGGAAAGAAAAGUGUCACCCACAUGGGGGGAGCAUUUGUGCCGUCCUACCUCCACUUUCUUGGGUCAUUUGUGUUGCUAGCAACUCUUCCUGUUUCUCCCCGCCCCCUAAAUGAUAGCAAACCUAACCUCAAGUCCGUCUACUGUUCUUCUCUCUUUCCCCUGACCAUGGCUAAACAAGAAGUGGUAGUAAUUGCAUUCAUGCAAUUAAUCUGCACAUCUUUGGUUAUGUAAACAGCAGAUGUGGGGAGACCUCAGCAGUCUCAGAGAUCUGGAGCAUGAGCAGAGAGAGUUUAAUGCUUCCUCUUCCUACUACAGUCCUGGCAAAAAUCCCUUCUUUUAAGUUGUUUACAUUUCAUGGGAAAGCUCAUUUUUUUCUUAUCAUUCCUAUUAUGAUUACAACUUGCUAGCCACUUGUUCUGCAAAAAGGCCUCCAGGCAACUUACAACAUAUUUCAGAGCAUAAGUAAAAAUACAUUAUAAUAAAAACACAUUUAUGAAAAAGCGUGCAAUUCAUUAAAAAAUACACAAAGCAACCCCCUGCAGAAAGCUUCAGCAGCACAACUAACAGCAAUCAAUAUCUUUGCAGUCUCUCAAAAGCCUUGGGGAAAAGGUAAGUUUUUACCUGACACUGAAAAUAUGUCAAAGAAGGCUCCAGGGAGACCUCAGUGGGGAGGAUGUUUCACAAACAGGGAGUCACAACUGAACAUGGAAACUUCCCUUGAAAUGCAAAGAGCAGCUUCUGGGAGGGGCCCUUUGCCAGGACUGUGACAGGGAGAAAAGGGUUGGAAGUUGCUCCAGCUUCCCCACAGCUGCUAUAUACAUAACAAAAUAUGCACCUUAAUUGUGUUCAGCAGUUAAUGGUCCGUCUCGUUUGGCUUUUUGCCUCUAAGUACAUGUAACAUUUGCUUCUAGUUAUAUUAUUUCUUUACACAAACAUUAAGCCUGUGAAAUUAUAUCUGUUCUUACUGCAUUCAGAAAGGCAACCUGCGCACUUUUUAAUAGCUACAGUUUAGAUUUUUGUUGCAAGACACUUUAAGCUUUGGAGAAGGAUAAACAUAUUUAAAUGAGAUUAAAUAAUCUGUGUAAUUGAGUUUCAUAGAAAGAUAGGACAAGAUGGAAGCUGGGCCAAAUACAGACCCAGUGUGAAAUUCUACUACAUUCAGGUAAAAGCAGUUAGGCACUCAUCUACUUGGAUGCUGACAAUCUCCCCCCCCCCCCCCGAUCUCGUUGUGCAUUGAUUAACAAAGAGUCUUGUACAGGUAGCUUGCUUUCCUUGACGUUAGAAGCUUGUAUGUCACUCAAUCCAAGCUGCCUUGUUUACUGACAUUGUAUCUGUUUCUUAUGGGAUGAUGUUUUCUGCCAUUUACUUUUCUCAUUCCUUCAUACGUCAACUCGAUUGGCGGAGCUAGAGCAAUUCACCAGACAGGGUCUGUGUUACAUUUUGUAUUCUCUUUCAAUCUUUCCUUGCUGGAAGGAGCCUUGUAGAAUCAAAAGCAAGGGAAGGGAAAGAAAACAGCAUUCAUGUACUGCUGCCUUUUGGUAGUUGAAAAGAACAUUUGCCACUUUUAGCUUCCUUUCUCUCUUUCCUCCUAAACUUAAAAGAAAAAAUCUAUCAAGUGGCAUCAUCACAAAGCACCUCAAGGAAGAAAAGCAAUAAUAGGGGUCAACUACAGUAAUAAAUUUCAUAAACACCAGAAAUCACACAGAAGCUAUUAACAUGAUGAUGCCAAUCUGAAAACCUGUAAACGAAUGAUAAAUUUUAAUACUCUAUUGCUUGCAGUUUUAUAAUCACAGCAGACAUUGUGAUUCCUCUGGGAUAAUGUUAUUUUUCUUGUGGGAACUGGUGGUAACAAGGAGAAGGCCAUCAAAAUACAGGGAGAAGCACAUUUGUAGAAAGAACUAAAUAUAUGCAUGUACAAAUUGUGAUUGGCAUGAUCCCAUGAGAAUCUAUGUGAUUAGGGAGUCAGGACUUGUGUAGAUUCAUAAUCCAACUAAUUAGAAAUAGGCUAACCAUUGAAAAACAUUCAAAAUAGAGGGCAGUAACAACACUGGAAGUCUGGAGGCUAAGGCUGUGCAGUGUGAAUUAGAAACCCACCAUUUGGAUAAGUUAAAUAGAUGGAUAGAAUGGAAUGGUGGGCAUGCCCCAGAGACAAUGGAAAAGAGAUCUAUAAUAAAGACAUUCCAUUCUGUACUUCAAAUUCAGGAGCAGAUGUCUGACUUCUUGGAGUGUGGUGUACAGUGACAACAAGACUAUAUUCCCAUUGGUUGUAGGGGGAGGAAGGGAUGUAAACCUUUGCUUCCAUGAACUUCCUAAAGUUAAUUUAUCUUGGGACCCAAGAUUUGGAAUGAUUCUUACUUCUUCCAGCAGUCCAUUGCACCCAAUUCACAUUGUUCAGCCCCCCCCUCCCCGGUUUCACAAUAUUCCUGACAAUCACUCUUGUUGUUCUUAACUAUCUUUCUGGUUCUUGAGCUGAUACAUAAGGAGCUUUUACAACAUCCCUAGGUAGCUGGUGACAGUAUCCAGUGGCUGGAGAAACUCCUCUAACCUUUCUCUUAGGAGCUGGUAUAACUGCCUUUGGCAAAUAGCACCACCUGAAAAAUGCAUACAGUGUCAGGCCAACGUAUGGUCAAACUAAGCCUAAAACAGUUGAAAGGAUAUGGUUUUCCUUUAAUCUUGUUUAAAUAAUUCAAACUCAGGUUGGUUGUUCAAAAGCUGUUGGGCACAAAUCCUGGUGACUUUUGACUGCUAGUGUCACACCCCAUAUUCCUACCCCCUCCCAUUCUCUGGAGAAGCAGCAGCAGCAGCAUUCAAAUAGCUGAAUAUGCUUGAUUGUUUUGGGCUGCCAGCACAAGGCCAGUGAAAAUCUGCCGUGGCCCCACCUGCUUGACCUGCUGCCCUCACUAAGCCUCAACCGGCUGUGCAAUUCAGCUUUUCAUUUACCAUGCUCUAUUAUCCCAUACUGAAAAUAAAGUUGUGCAUAACAUUUACAAACAGAUAAUGCAUCACAUGAUCUUUGAUGCCUGUUUGGCAUUGCUGUAUGCUAAGGCUAUCUUCUUGGCAGACAUCUGUUUUGUCCUAUCACCACUUGAGUUGCAGGGGGUUGGACUAGAUGACCUUUUGGGUCCUUUCCCUUCCAUCUCUACAAGUCUAUGAUUCUGUUUAACAUUGAGGGCUUUCAGACACUAGGCUUUCUGGAAAGAGGUUUCUACUGCAAUCAGCAGAAUCAAGUGGGAAAGCAUGGCCAAACUAUUUCAGGUUUCAGGAAGGGAUUGCAGGUGCGUAUUUCUAGGGAGGAAGGAGGAAUUCAGAUUUGUUUGCAUUUUAAUCAGAAAUGACCAAAUUUACGCUUCUCAAAACAAUACAUGAACCAAAAUUGUCAUCCUUUGGAAUUCACACUUAUCCAAAUUUUGCAGUGCCGUUAUCCAGUUAAUGUGCACAAUAAUGUAUGUAUCAGGGGAAAAUGUGGAUUAAAAUACAUAUAGAAGUAAAAACAAAAUGCAUUACAUUAGUGGAAGUUGCUUGCAAAUAUAUGUAUAUUAGUCAAAACUUCAUACAAAAAUGUGUUUAUUAGGAUAAAUUCUUGCCAAAACACUUUCAACACAUGAAGUGUAUGUUUUUAGGACCCACUUAUAGUUGUAAGUGGGUUUUUAAAAAAAUAAUAAUGAUGAUGAUGAUGUUAAUAAUGUUAUAAACGGCUCUAAAACCUUAGGGCGAAGGGCAGACAAUAAAUAAAUGAUAAAUUUUCUGGAGGAUUCCCCCCCCCCCCCAUGGGUAAGAACGUGAGGACGAAAUUUGAGAUUGCAAAAAUGAAAAGAACUAAGACAAUGAAAUAGAUCAGUGUCUCCACCCCUGUUAUGUAUGCCACCUAGAAGAUGUAAUGAACGUGUUCUAGAUUUCUCCAGAGGGAAGGUCUAGAACAAAUGGGUAGAAAUAACAGGGAAGUGGAGUUCAGCUAAAUGUUCAGAAAAACUUUGUAAUGGCAAGAGCUGUUCAACUAGGGGACAGAAACUGCCUCAUGGGGUAAUGUGCCCUUAAAUUACUCAAGAUAUUUAAGCAGAUUGUGGACAACAGUCUUAUCAGGGAUGCUUAGUUGCAAGAUUCUUGCACAUAAAAAACUAGUAUCUCAAAGUGAAGUCCAGACUAAAGUUUUUUCUGACUUCUAAUUUUGUGUAUGGAUUUGUUUUUAGGGAGCAACACACACACACACACACACACACACACACACGUAGCACAGUCCAGAAAAACAACAGCAACAACAAAUUUGCUAACUAUUCUGCUGAUUGUAUAAGUGGUCAUAUGUGUAAAAGAGAGAAAGGGGAUCAAACAUACAUUCGCAAACAGCAAAUUUAAGAACGCAUUUGUGAAAAAUUUGAAUUAGCAUUUGGUUUUCCUGAUUAAUCACAUGCUAAUUUCAAGUCAUUGUAGUACUGCAUAUGUGAAAUAGAGGCACUGGAUCCAACUCAAGCUUUUUAAAAAGUUUAAAUGGACUAAGCAUAUAUGUUUGUGGAUUGGUGACAAGCAUUAGACCAAGGAAUCUUGAUAGUUGGUUGACCAAGGCCAACUAGUGGAGCCAGGUUCACAGCUAAAGCCAGCCAGCCAGCCUCAGCACUGGGCCCCUUCCAAUAAACAGUAACAAGGCUCUGAGUGUUUCAUCUCUCUUUCUUGGAGAUGAUAGAUAGAGAUGUAAUCACACUUGCUAGGGCAGAGAUAAUCAAAAAGCACUACAGCCAACAUAGAGUUUAUUUUGUUACAGCUGCUAUGGUGGAUGGUGUGCUUAUGAGCCAUCUUGAGUGUUUGAUCCUGUGAAUUAAAAAAAGGAUAAACCCCCAUGAGCACACAGUAAAAACUGAUAAGUCUAUAUAAAAAAGAAGCUUUUCCACAGCAGAAGUUGGGCAUCUAGGGGUUGCAACACAUGAAAGGAAGAAAUGAAAGUAAUCCAUUUAGUGUCUGUGACAACAGCUUUAGCCAAAAGGCCAAUAUACCAUUUUAAAGGGGGUUUUUUAGUGGUAAAAGAACAGUUAGAAAAUCAAAGACCAAAUUAAUUCCUCCUUUGCUGUUGCACAGUCUAUGAUUCUGAGUUGAUUAUAUCUAUUAAAAAAAAAAGAUAUCAAUAAAGCCUGGGAAAUCAGAAGCCAGUGACAAGCAUACUUUUCAAAGAACUAGAGAAAUUAUCCCAUCUUUUAAUAUUUUUGUCAUGUUCCAGGUAGAGUAAGCAUCUACAACUGGAUGGAGGGCAAUCUUGCACAGGGGCAACUGGAGGCAAGCAGCAGGAUGCUGGGAUCAAGGAUUAGGGAGUGAGCCCUUGUCACUAACGAGAGCAGUUUCCUAGACAGCUCAUCUAUACCAGUGUUCUUCACCCUUGGCUCCCUAAUCCCAUUGAGUAAGCCAUCUGGGAACGAUGGGUGUUGCAGUUCAGCAACAUCUGGUUAUCCAAAGUUGAAGAACACUGAUACAGACCAUUCAGUACCUGGGAGAGCUCCCAUGAAUAGCAGCCAAUGCUCUAGCAGAGCUCAACUGAACUGUCAAGUUGAGCAAGCCCACUGAUGUCCCAAACUCUACCCCUCAAAUGUGAGCUAGCAGGGUUUUCCAAGAGGGGAAAGCUCUGGUUUGUAACCAUGCACACCCUAAUGAUACAACUUUGGGCUUCUCACCUGGUCUGCUGUAUACAUCCUGUGGUUCAGUUGUGCAAGAAGACAGUCAAUUUGUACUUAUUCAUUACUUAGUAUGAACAUGAAGUUUGCAUCUGGGCGGACCAUUAUAAUGUAUAGAGGUGUUAUCUGAUCCAACUUUGGUUAUAGGCAACGCAGGCAUUUCUAUACUGUAAUGAUUUUCUGUGCUGUAUUAGUCAACGCAAACCUUGCCAGACAGCCACUUUAUAUAGCAUUAAAAUGGUGACAUAGUGUGAGGAAGCUAGCUACCUUUUAGGCCUGCUAUAAUUGAUAAGAUGGUCUUGCCUCUCAUCACUCAAGAGCAUGCCUUUGAAGAUAUUCACUGGCCAUGCUGCCACUCACUGCUAGACUCUGCUAUACAUUUCUGCAUUAAGGAUAAGGCUGGAUAGUUAAAAGGCAAAGUGACACCAUUUCCUAGUCUGUUUUUGUUUUCUUUUUCUUACAAUGCAAUGCAUUGAAAAGUUCUAUGGUACUGCAUUUCUCUGCUGCCACUCAGAUGGCUAGAGCGGGCACUGAACCUACCAACCAAACAUGAUUAGGCGACUUAAUGAGUCAGUGGGUCUCCAUCUGCCCCUAUAAAGCUGGUGACUUUGGUUUUACUCUCCAGUCUGAGAAAGUGACUAUUGAGACAUAGACUGAACUUCCCCCAGGCUGCCUUGUCCCCUUUCAGACCACCAGACGUUGAAUCUUGAAAACCACAGGUAGCCCAUCACAGGAAGGUGCCACCGCUGCUUCCCACUCUGUUGAAGCCUCACUUACCAGGGUCAUGCAGCGGCUUUUGGUGAGAUCUCAAGUGAGUUCCACAAGAUCUUACGAAAUCUUGCUGGAAGCCACCGCCAAUUUUCCUUGCUUCUCUAGAGGCAGGCGGGGCACCCAGGGGGGUGCUUUCCCACAGGAUUUUGUUUCCUGAGGUGGCUGACUCCGUCUGUUUCAUGGGCAGGCUGACCCUGUUGAUAACUAUCAAGGUUAUCCAUUUGUGGUUGCUAACUUUUCCAUGUUUGAUUAAAAUGUUGAAAAUGCAAUGCAUACAUUAACCUGACCUGACAUUAAAUCUUAAAAGAAGUUCUUUGAUGAUGCAUUUGCUUGACACUACGUUCGUUACUAUUUUUGUAAACCUUUUAUUCUGCAAGGAAAACACAUCUAGAUGUUGAUUACAGUCCUGAUCUCCCUCUCCCCCCCCCUCUCUCUCUCACACACACACACCGCUUUGUAUUGCAUAUGAAAAGCACAUCAUCAUCUUAACAAAUUUAUAACACGUGGUUAACUAUAGGGUAUUUUCUUGGUGAGUACAAGUCUGCCCAAUAUAUUUUAUGCAGUCAUUCAUGAAAUUUUGUGUGCGUGUUUGUGUGUGUGGUGGCUCAUAAAUAUUUCAUAUUCUGCUAGCAAGGCUAUAAAUAAAAGACACUAAACAAUUUUCUUUUGAUUAACAAAAAAACAACCAUUUAGUGGCAGUAAUAAGUGGUGUUUGUGGCCUGUGUUGCUGAAUAAAAUUGCGUUACAGUGAUUGGUUACCGCAGCAUGUACAAUUAUUAUUUUAAUUAAUUAUCUCAUAAUUUUAAAAGUUUUCACAAAGAAACUAGGUUUCUGAAGCUCAAAGAUGCUUCGCUGAAGAAUAUUUUUGAACUUCAGAGCAACAUUUUUUAAUUUCUGCAAUGAUCGCACACUGGAGAGGUGUUGGGUUCCCCUGGAGACUCAGGCCUCUUCCUUUGAGGGGGUUGGACACAAAGGUCUCCCUGAGAGGAAAAUGAAAACUAAAUUGGAAGUCAAAUAUACAGUGAUACCUCUGGUUGCGCACGGGAUCCGUUCUGGAGCUCCGGUCAGAUCCUGAGGAAUUCGCAACCAGAGGUGCCCGUUCUGCGCAUGCACACAGCACGGUAGAGUGUUUCUGUGUAUGCGCACUGCGCAUAGAGUGCUUCUGCGCAUGCACACGGCGCGUAGAGCGCUUCUGCGCAUCCACAUGCGGCGAAACCCAGAAAAAUACUUCCUGGUUUGCCGUGUGUGUAACCUGAAGGAUACGCAACCAGAGGUGUGCGUAUCUGGAGGUACCACUGUAUAACAUUUCAGCAAUACCCCUGCACUUUUUUUAAAGGUAUACAUGAUUGUCUCGUUUAAAUAUCUACCAUGGCUUAACACUGACUGUAAUCUGUGGGAUAAUAAGCCUCAUAUAACUAAUAUGCUUAAGUCUAAUUAAUGCAUUAAAGUGUUAAGACCAUAGAGUAAGCUAUCCUGCCAGGUUUAGCUUACCUUUGGAGGAGGACAGCAUUUGUUUCCUCAGUCUGCCUGAGAAGCCCAACGAGUGAAGAGGUUUGAGCUGGUUGUUCCAGCUCAUGCUGUAUGACUCUCACAAGCCACUCUUGUGUUCCUGUGCCAGCAAUUUAGGAACUUUCACCACUUUGCUUCUAAGCCAAGUUUUACUGGCUUGCAACUAUCUAAAGCACGUGAAUCUGAUCUUUGAAGUUUGUAAAUAAACUAUUUUUAACUUACCAAACGUGGUCUUUUUCCAUGCUAGAGGAAGAGGGAAACUUAAGAGGAAACUUGGAACGACCUAUUUCCACACUAUUCUUUGCUCCAUGUUUUGUGAUUUUAAAUCCCUGUUUGGGGUUCUCCCACCAAAGAGUACUUGCCCCAAAGUUAGAGCUUGGCUUCCAGGAAUUCUUCUUUCCACCCUUCCAUCAGCAUAAGCCCCUUAUACCUUAAUUGAGCAGCUGCAAUGUCAGGGAAUGUUUAAAAACAUUCUAACAGCAAAAAAGCUGUGGGGGUGGCAUGCUGUUAGCAGAAGGAAGGAUGGCAGAGGCUGGUACCCUUCAGAGGCAGAAAGGCUGAGCUAGAAAGAUAAAUGGAUAAUCUGGACCCAAGAGGCAGGGGAGCUGAAGAAUGAGGUAUAGGAUAGGAUUCAGAACUGCUGAAGCAAGGGAGCAAAAAGCAGUGGGUUUAGAAGCAGAGAGAUGAUGCAGGGAUGAGUAGAGGGAGAGAAGUACUCCACGCCCAGGGAGGAACAGAAGAAACUUGAGGCUGGGAGGAAUGGCAGGCAGGGGAACUUAGGAGAGAUGUGGCCCGCUGUUAGGGAGCUAGCAACACAAGGUGACAAAAACAUCAUUGGUGGACAGAGUUACGGUUGGCUACUGAGUUGAAGCAAUCAGCUGAAAGUUUGACUAGCUCCCUGUGCUAUUGAAAUAUAACAGAAAAUGGAUGUGUAACAUUAGAACUGAUCCAAGCUGUAGGGUCUAGUUCAUGAAGAUUUCAUGAAAAACUUCAUUAGCAUCAAAUGGGUGCUGUUAUUUUUCAGAGCUUCUUUGAAAGGGAUACACAACAAUUCACUGAAAACUUCUUGCAACGACUGUCAGAAGUACUGCUUGCAGACUAAAUUGCAUGGUUUGCCUUUUCAUUUCAUUACAGUAACAUAGCCAAAUCCAUGUAGCUCCAUCAAAUUCAGCAUAUGAUCUUUGACCCCCUGACUUGCUGUGAUUACUUAAGGAAGUAUAAAAAAGUGAGGGUUGGUUUGGUUCCAGGGCUUCAUGAGCAGUUUUCAUGGGGCAGUGUGCUUGCAGAUCCCAGUUCCUCUUUCUCUAUGGGUUCCCUUGAUUUGCUGCAGAAGGAGAAAAUAGCAAAACUUGCUUCCUUUCAUUUCCAUUCAUACACGCCUUCCCCCUCCACUUUCAUGAAGAGAUAACUCCUUCAGUGAGUAUAAGGAAACCUUUCAAUAGAAGCCAUUUGCACCAAAUCAGCAGCAAUGAUAUGUGGUGGUGUGGUGUGUGUGUACCACUGAUGAAUAGUUACAAAAGGCAAUGAAAACUAUAGGAUUAGUAUGGGGAGGAGGCUCAUUGAAAUAACAAUUUUGAGGCAAAAAUAGAACUGGGAAAACAUUUGACUCACCAUUAUAUAAAAUUCAUCUCUAAGAGCUUUCUUCUGUCAGAAACUUUUCUUCCAUAAAUGUAUAUUCCUGUUGUUGAGAUAGGUGCAUGAAUUAGCCUAACUUAAUUUCAGAAGGUGAUGGCAGCACAAUUGUGCUGCCAGAAGCCAAAAUGGGGGUUACAUAUUUAAUAUAUUUAGAAAUAGAUUUUCUUGUCAAAAGUUUUGUGUGAGGCUGAUCUCAAGCUGUGCUCUGUAGGUAACCUGGAUUUAAUAGGUGAGCAAAGAAAUAGUGCACUAAUAACUUUUGACUUUGCCUAAGGUGGUUAAUUAACAGUACAAAGCUAUGCCUAUGAUUAGGAAGAUAUUACUGUAUCAUUAUUAAUGUCACAUUAUGAAGGGUGUAUUAGUAGUUAAUUUGAUUAAUAGACUAUGUAUCUUUAGACUCGUUUAUAUUAAGUAUUAUCAAUAUGCUUAAUAAAACCCAGAAAAUGAAUAUCAUUUAAGUGAGCUUUUUAACCAAGCGGUUUAAUUUUUGUAAAUCAUAUUAUUUCAAUAUUGUCUUUUAUUGGGUUGGUGUUGUAUCUUGACAAUUGCCUAGUUGUCACAACUGAGUUACCAUCUUCUUCCAGAAAUAAAGGUAAAGGUAAAGGGACCCCUGACCAUUAGGUCCAGUUGUGACCGACUCUGGGGUUGCGACGCUCAUCUCGCUUUAUUGGCUGAGGGAGCCGGCGUACAGCUUCUGGGUCAUGUGGCCAGCAUGACUAAGCCGCUUCUAGCGAGCCAGAGCAGCACAUGGAAACGCUGUUUACCUUCCCGCCAGAGCGGUACCUAUUUAUCUACUUGCACUUUGAUGUGCUUUCGAACUGCUAGGUUGGCAGGAGCAGGGACCAAGCAAUGGGAGCUCAUCCUGUCGCGGGGAUUCGAACCACUGACCUUCUGAUCGGCAAAUCCUAGGCUCUGUGGUUUAACCCACUGUGCCACCUGCCUCCCUCUUCCAGAAAUGGUGGCUUUAUUAAAUAUAUGAUUUCAGAACUGUUUAUGAAGAAUGCAUUGGCCUGGCCAUCUUCAAAAUACAGAAGUUAGUACUGUGUACUAAGUCAGACCAUCUAGUUUAGUGUUGUCCACACUAACUGGGAGUAGACCUGGAAAUGGCAUGGAUUGAAAUUGGGGCCUUCUGCGUAUAAAGGAGAUGCUGUACCAUUGAGAUACAGCCCUUUUAAGACAGUGGUACCUUGGGUUACAGGCGCUUCAGGUUAUAGACGCUUCAGGUUACAGACUCUGCUAACCCAGAAAUAGUACCUGUGGUUAAGAACUUUGCUUCAGGAUGAGAACAGAAAUUGCACGCCGGCAGCGCAGCGGCAACAGGCGGCCCCAUUAGCUAAAGUGGUACUAAAGUGGUACCUCAGGUUCAGAACAGUUUCAGGUUAAGAACGGACCUCCAGAAUGAAUUAAAUUCUUAACUCAAGGUACCACUGUAAAGGCAUGAGAACACCAAUGACUAGAAUAUUAGUUUUUCCCACCUUUAGCAUACUUCUGUAAUUUUAAGGAAAUCACAGUGUAAGAGUAGAAAAAGUUGAGGUUUUUUGGGUGGGGGGAGAGCAGUUAGGAUGAGUUCACAUCCCCUUGUUCAGAAUUUGUAUGACUCAGAUUGAGAGCUCAAAUAAUUACAGUGGGAAUAUAUAACUGGAAAAUAUUGUGGUGCAUAUUUUAUGUACUUAUUCACCACUUUUGACAACUUGCCUUUCUUCCAUCAUGGAAUUCAAGGUGGUAUAUAUGAGAUUCCAAGACUGUCUCCCAUCCAGGCACCGACCAGACCCAACCUGCUCAGCUUCAGCGUAAUAGCUGUAUUAUGUGCCCUUAGACCAGUCUUUCCCAUCCUGGUACCUUCCAGAUCUUUUGGACUACACUUCCCAUCGUUCACAGCAAUUGGUCAUGUUGCAUGGAGCUGGAGGGAAUGUUAGUCCAAAACAUCAGGAUGACACCAGUUUGCUUUAGACCAGGUUCCACCAACAUGUGACAUUUAGAGUUUGUCUCCUGGAUCAUCCCCCCCCCACUGUUUUUCUAAUGUAUCUUGAAAGUUGGACCAGUGGAAUUAGUCUGAGCCUUGAAAAGCACAUAGAGCUGAGAGGGAAAGUGGGAUUGUCCCUCUUUCAACUUCUUCAUUCAACUCUUCCAGGUCCAUCUAGCUGAUUGUUAUGUACUCUGAUUGGUGGCAGCUCUCCAGGAUUUCAAACAGGAGUCUCUCCCAGAUCUACCUGGAGAUGCAGAUUGAACCUGGGACCUUCUGCACACAGUGCAGAGGCUAUGCCCCUUUGCGCCCACAAAAAUCGUAUGCACAAAACUGGUUUCCAGAAGUCCUUGUAUGUGCCAGUGAGGGUCUCUCAAGCAUAUCUGGAUCCUUUAAAGUUACAGUGGUGCCUCGCAAGAUGAAAUUAAUCUGUUCCGCGAGUCUCUUCGUCUAGCGGUUUUUUCGUCUUGCGAAGCAACCCUAUUAGAGGCUUAGCGGAUUAGCGGAUUAGUGGUUUAGCGGCUAUUAAAGGCUUAGCGGCUAAAAGGCUAUUAGCGGCUUAGCGGCUUAGAAAAAGGGGGGGGAAGCAAAAAAAAAUCUCAAGACUCGCAAGACAUUUUCGUCUUGCGAAGCAAGCCCAUAGGGAAAUUCGUCCUGCGAAGCGCAUCGAAAAACGGAAAACCCUUUCAUCUAGCGGGUUUUUCGUCUUGCGAGGCAUUCGUCUUGCGGGGCACCACUGUAACUGAAGAACCUUUUUAAAAGAUGUGGGUGUGUUUUGUCAUUAAAUCGACAAACCUCUCCAAUAUGCUAAGUAAUUUGAACUUUUAUUUCAAUAUAAAUUAUAUAAAUGAGACUGUGUGAUCUGUGUGAAGCCACCUAUGAAUGGAUAAACCAACAUGGAGACCAAUGGAAUACUGUUCCUCACCUCCUUGAUUGACAUGUGGGCCAAGUUUGUGCAGUAUUGGGAAUGGAAGACCCAUAAGUGCCUGCCAUAUCCCCAUAGAUCCUUCUGUGUGCCAUUGAUCAGCAUGGCAGUAUAUGACAGGCACUCUUAGGCAUUCCCAGACUUUAGAAUCCAUGGCUAAUUUCUCUGCACUUGGGCCCAUAUGAGGAUUUUGCCAUUGUGUAUCUUGCUGCCCUUCAUGUAAAUUAAUCCUAAAUAUUUUGCUUCAGGGUGGUUCUUUUUUCCCUUUUGUAAUAUGGAGAUAGUAGAUACAAGAAUAAAAGCUAAGCUUUUUUAUUAGAUACACAUCAUAUAAAUGGCAAUGAAACUGAAAUGGUUAUUGCUCAUUUGUUGUCGGAAGAUUAGAUCGUACCAUUCCACUUAACAAACGGUUCUACCUAUAAUUCUAUGGUCUUCACCUAAAUUGAGUUUUUGUAAUAAAAUAGCAUAGCAAUAACAAUUCAGCUAAAAUCAGAAGCACUUCUGUUCAGAGCACUUACAUAUGAUUUGCAUUUUUUAAUGUUAAUGUUCUGUUAAUUUUUGCAAGUGUUGGUUGAGUCUUCCAAAUGAAGCAACACAUUUUCAGUGUUAUUUUCCCUCCCCGACAGAAUAACUUUAGCCUAUUGGUCUGGAGCCUAUACCUCAUUCUAUGAAUGGAAGAGCAUUCAUGUUCAUGCAGUGAGACCUUCUUACCUCCUACUUCAGGCCUCUGGGCCUCUUGAAGGUCUGCUCCUGGUGGUUGGGGAUCCUUCGCUGCAGAUGGAGGAGUUGGUGGAAAUUAGCCCCUUUAUAUGAAUGGAGGAGCAACUUAAGCUCCAAUAACUAUUUGUACUUUAUUCAGGCAAGGAGAGGUAGCCACACACCCACACCCCUGUCAGUAGCUUCCCUGACCUGAAACUGCAUCAUCAUGUAGCAUUUUUCCCAGUUGCAUUCAGACACUUUGAAUGGAAUGGCAGCUUAGCUGUUAAGCAUAGCCAAGCCUCUGUUUGAGACAGCAUUGUAGCUUUUGCUAUUGCUAAAGAAGGAAAGGAAAAAACAACAGUGCUUGACCGCUUUGUUGAAAGUAAGGAUAUCACCUUCCUGAAAGUGCUGCCACUUUCACCCACCAUACGAAAGUUGUCAGUAUUCUCCACGCAACACUUUUACAGGUACAAAUGGCCUAGCAAUGGCAGGAGGAAAUAACAUCCAGGCCUAAGCCAGUCCUGUUCACAAGUACUAUGAGGAAAGGUUUUUUUAAAAAAUCAUACUGUAUUAUGUAGAUUAAGUUAAGCUUGAUAAGUGAUCCAAAAUCCAAUGGGGAAAGCGCCAAUCUUUAGCAACAUGAAAACCCAAUCCUAUGGGACAUCUGUGUCAAGCAUAUGUGAAGUAUUAAACAAAAUAGUGAGAACCUGUGUAGAAAUAUUUAGUGCUGCUAUUGAACAUUACCUAAAGCCACAGUUCAAGGUGAAUCUGGUGGGUCCUGCUCAGGAGUAAUAUCUGAGGAAUUAUGAAAGAAGAAAAAUGACACUAAUGACAUUCCUCGAAGAUAUUCCACACAUUUUUAUUUGGGACCCACAGAAACUCAUAACGACGGCUGUUAGUCAGCUUUUGCUUUGGUGAUCCAUCAGCUUCUCAACAGUGUUGGAUGUCCCUUUGGAAGAUCUGGGCUGGUGAAGGAGUUGUCUGUUCAGGGACCAAUUUGAAGAGCCUGGAUUUGCCAGCAAAUUUUCUUCAAUCAGAGGGAUGAAGUUCCUACCAUGGUGGGGCCAUUGGGGAGAGAAAGAGAAGACUUGACCAUUCUGAAGGAGGCAGAAAGAAUUUGGGUAUGACUAGCAACAUUUCUCUGAGGGGUUCUGUACAUCCCUAGAAAUACUGUACAAUAUAUCGUACAAACUGAAUUCACUAGAAAGUCUGAUAUUUAUUCAAAGAACACAGUAUGAUCACAAAAGUAGUCGUGUUGCAUACAUUUUUAAACACUAAAAAUGUGCAUAUUUAAAAAGCACUUAAAUACACUCAGAGUGUGAAAUUACCUUACAUUUGGCUAGACAGCUCAUAGACGUCUCUCUAAAAUAUUACUGCAACAUGAAUUGGGGCUUUGAGUUUGGAUUUUUUAAAAAAAAAAAUAUGGGUGGUUUUAGACUCCAUAUUUGCCUAUAGCUGCCAUAAUAGAAUCUUGCUUUUGAAGUAAUUUCUUAGGUAUCAAUUACUCUUCAUUGAAACCUUAGGGAACUGCUGUAAUGCCAAGACAGCACAAUUGAGAAAUGUUGUCUUAAUAAGGACAGGCACUGUAGCCAGUAGGGUAAUUGUACUGAAAUGCACUUAAAAAGUGUAAUGCAUGCCACUGGGAGAAAAGCUGAGGAAAUGUUUGGUGAUCAGUGGCAGGAAAGGGCCAACAUUUCACAAAUUAUCCCUAAAUAAGCACAGGGAUAUUACAGUUAUUUAGGAGGAAAAGUGGCUUUUUUCUCAUUUUAAAAAAGACCAUUAAUAAGUCAUACAAUUACUGAAGCAUCACAUACAAACAAAUUUGAUUAAAGACCAGAUUCUGUUAUCUGUAGCAUCACAUGAUAAUGCUUUUCCUGCCCUGCACCAUUUCAAACUGGAAGUUAUGGGGUGGGGUAGUGGGAGGAAUUCACAUGCUUAAAUGUUCCUACCCUGAGAACGAUCUUUAUACAUCGAAAACUAGCAUGCAAGGAGUGAAGGGUUCUGCCAAGCAGGGAAAGACUUUCAUGUCUUUUCACAGGAGAACAUUCAAACAUAAAAGUUGCCAACAAAACUUUGUCAGCUGAAUCCACUGGUUGUAUGAAUGGCCUGAAAUUGAACUGACCUUUUCUUCUUUUGGGCAACGUGCAGUCAGGGAUACAAUGCUUUUGCUACAGGAAAACCUAUACGGGUCUAACUUGUUGAAUUUAAUGGGGCUUACUCCCUGGUAAUGUUUAUGUGAUUGCAGCCCUAUAGUUUCUUUUCAAUCAUGGUAGUAUCAAAAACAUAGAACUAUAUUUCCAUAUUAAUAAACAAAUAUAAAUAAUUUAACAAAAAUAUAUUCUUAGAUAUUUAUCACUGGAUAUAAAUUUCUGUAUCAUAUUUUGGCAUGUGUGUAAAAUCGCAUAGGUAAAGUACACUGGGCAAACUUCUAAAGAGAAACAGAAAUGUUGGUAGCAUUGUCCAUCAAGGCUACCCAGCCAAUAAAUUCCCACCUUUUGCCAGUGAUUUAUAUCUGCUUCUACUUUAUGUACUAAUGGAAGAUAAUUAUUUUUAUACAGCUCCCAUAGUGAAGCUGAUACUGUAAAGACUCUCCUCCCUGGAAGAGAGGGGAGUGGUUGUGGGCGGGAGCCCGAGCACCGCCCCUAGCAGGGGGCGGUUGCCCCCUGCCUCCACCUCACCUGGCUGGCGCCCACGCCCCCUCUGCAGGCAUCCAACCAGGUGCCUCGGAGGGGGGCGUGUUCAGCAGCCUUAUGCUGCGGUGCCAGCCUCUCCCUGGCCUCAUUCUUCGCCGUCGUCUCGUCGUGAGUCACCCACCCUCCACUCCCUUAGAGUUAGGGCUUAGGUCAUUGGCCUUGCUAUGGACCUUAGGUUGGUCGCCCUGGUUGUCCAGGGGGCCUGGUAGGAGUUUUUCCAUUUGGCAUUAGGCUUUUUGGUUUUUUCGCCUACCUCGUAGCAAUCGUCACAACUUUUGUGGUAUUGGUGGGUAGGUUAGGCAUUGGAAUAAUGUGUUGUGGUGUGUCGAAGGGCUAGGUGUGGCCAUCGCCUAUGCCUUCAAUUUUUGGGUAUUCCGUUAAAGGAAUCUGGCGGUCGUGUGUUCUGUCCGAUGCCUGCUUGGCGGGAGGCCAUGGCACGACCCUCGGUGACAUCAGGGGAGCCUAUAGUUGGAUUAGCAUCAACAGGCUCCACCUACUGGUGAAUAAACCCACGUGUUUUAGAGAUCCAAUGCCUAAGCCAAUACCUUUUCACUGCUGUAAUCAAUAAAGUUGUGGCCUUUCCAUGCCCAUUAACCUUAUAUCACGUGUCCUUGUGUAUUCAUUUCACAUCGCGGGGGUCGGGUCCUCGAACCACAACUCCCUGAUAUUUAAAGAGAAAUAUAUUUUUUUUCAAAGGGAUGAUACGAAACCAUUUUCAACUCAAACCCCCUUUUGUUUGGUACAUUCAGCAGCAUAAGUUCUGAUUUUUAGGUAUUGAAUGUGAGGCUUGGCUAUUUUUUCCAAUUAACACACUUAUCCAGCAAUAUUUCUGGACAGCUCAUAAAGUCUGCCGCAUUGUCUGUGUAAGUCAUGCUGCAACGCACCAGUUCUAAUUCCUUAUCUUUCAGCAGUAUUUAUAAUUAGAAAUCAGAUUUUUAUUGUUUGUAACCAAGGCUACAACAACAUAAAUCACAACAGACAAACAAAAGAACCCAAGUGCAACUUAAAGCAUAUAAAUUUUCAGAACUACAAAUUAUCAAAAGUUAAACUUGUAAAGUUCCCAGAAUAAUUUAGAUUGAAAUAUCUCCUUGGCAGGCAACACUUUUUUGGAUCAAAAAUGUUACAGGCUACUUAACUCUAGUCUUUGAACACUGGAUUUCCCUGGCUUUUGAAAUGGAAAUGUAUUUAAAUACUAGACUCUGUCAAGUGUGUGUGUGUGUGUGUUUGUGCAUGUGUGUAGUUGCAAUGUGGGGUAUAUGUCAAUUUGUGUGUGUUGCCUACAACACAGGCCCCCAUAGUUAGGUGAAUCCCGGUUUAGCCACUGCACCACACUGCCAUAUUCUAUACCAAAAGGAAUAAUCAUUUUACACAGCAUCCACUAGGUGACUCCCUUUGCAAACACUGGCACACAAGCAGAAUUAUCACUUCAAGAUCAAACUGCACAUGCACCAUAUUGUUCUGCCAGAAGGUGCUGUCGUAUGCUUUAAUGGGGCAAGAAAGACUGAAUAACUUUGAACUGCUACUCAGAACUUCUCCAAACCGGUGAAAGUAUCCCUUCCUCUACAAGCUUGAAUAAAUUACAUCAAUACGGUCAUACCUCGUGUUACGUUUGCUUCAUGUUGUGGCUUUUCAGAUUACGAACGCGGCAAACCCGGAAGUGUUUACUUCCGGGUUCGCCGCACGCGCAGAAGCGAUCUUCGCGCGUGCACAGAAGCGAUCUGUGCGCUUCACGCAUGUGCAGAAGCGCUCUAUCGCGCUUCACGCAAGUGCAGUAGCGAUGCUCUACUUACAGACUAUUCAGGGUACAAAUGGCACCCCGAAACUGAUCACAUUCAUAAGUAGAGGUACCACUGUAGAUUUCACCAAAAUUGGAAAGAAAUAUAUGAUAUGCCUGUACGGUAUUUACAAGUUGUACUAAAAACUUCAACUUUCAUUGUAACUGUAGCAAUUUAUAUCAGAACAUAUUGAAAUUUGACACAUUUGUAGACCUCAUCAGCUACCUCAUGUGUGUCAGGUUUCUAGUUCUUAGCUAAACAGAUACCCUUUUUUUAAACAAUAUAAGUUUGAGGCUUAUAAUGGUGUGAGCCAAUUUUUUCUUUCUUGCAACUUUCCUUAGCUAAAGAGCCACUUGCAUAGCAAUCUCACCAAGAACAGCAUAUGUAGAAGUAAAACAAUAACUAAAACCCAGACUGGAACUGUAUGCUAUCAAGAUUUCUGAUGUAGGAUUUCUAAACAUCACUUUCCAGUACAGCCAUCUUGCCUGUGAGCACAACAGGAGCCUUGAGGUCAACCCUAGGCAUGGGCAUUCGGCUGGUGAUCUGUGAGCCCAAACCAAGGGGCCCUUGCCUUGGCCCAUCUCACCUUCCUUACCUUGUUCUUUCCACUGUGUACAGUGCUGUGCCACAGAACUCUCCCUUCAGAUACCAUCUCUUUGUGCCAGUUUGACAAAUGCAAUUUACCUCUGUUUUGAAACUGAUUUUGAGUCAGGGACAUUUCAGCUUUUGAUUUGGGGCUGGGUGGGGUGCUCAGCAAGAUUUAAAGGCCUGUGCUUAAAUAAAUUUAAGACUGAACUGCCAAAAUGAACUGUCUAUGAAUACCAUUGCAGUUGAUUUUGUAUACCCAGCAUCUGCAACAAUGAUCACAGAUAAAACACUCAUAAACUUACCUGGAAAUAAGUCCCAAUGAAUACAAUGGUACUUACUUACUUUCAGACAUGCCCAGAAUUGAACUAUUGUUGUUAGCAUCCACCUGUCUCGAGAAGCAAUGGAGUGUGCCGGGGGGGGGCGGAGUCAAACAACUGUGUUAGCCGCACCGAAAUGUCCUCCCUGGGGUACAAGCCUGAGCAGUGUGUAUGAAGGUCCUGGGCUGCCCAGAUGACAAGAUCUCCUCCUUGGCCUCACUGGUGUGGUCCAAAGGAAAACAGAGCAAUACAUUUGGAACCAGCUUGGCUGCCGGAAGGAGGCGUACAAGGUGUCAUCAGGUCUGACAAGCAUGGCCACUCACCUGGGAUGAUGGGAGUUGUAGUUCAACAACUAUAAGAGGGUCAAAUUUCCCUCCCACACCUGUGGUAGAGGCAAUUAAUUGGCCAACAAUACAGGUGCUCUCUUGCCCUUCUUCAGUGCUUCCCGCAAUCUGCUUGUGGUAUGGGUCCCAUCAGACCUACCCAGAUACCAGCCAAUUUCAUUCCCACUUUUGAUGCCCUAUUUCAGUUGCAAUUUCUUUUAGACAUAGUCUCUCUCUUUUUCUCCCUGUCUCAGACGGCUUAAUUUAAAUAAGCACUUAAAAUGCCUCUUAAUAUUUAAAAAGUAGAAUUCACUAGCAUAAGCAAUUUCACUUUUCAGUCAUGCAGUCAACUUACCAUAAUUUGUGCAACUUCAUGACACAUAAUGACUGUUGGUAAUAACUGCACCUAUUCACUCCCCACUUCCCAUGACAAUACUUAAUAACGACGGCACCGAGGGAGACUUAAAAAGACAGACUAAUGAUCAAGAGAUGUUAAAAGUUCACCACGUGCAAAAUGUGUAUGCCUCGUAAGCAAAAAAGAAAAAUCUUUUAAAGGUAAUAGAAGUAAUGAGAGGGAGAGCCUUUCAUGUUUCUCCCGCUAAACAUAACAUUGACAAGGGCAGCUAAAAACCAUCAGUAGGCUCAUGGCUGUAAUCUUACCCCUCACCCACAUCUUCUGCACAUGAUCAGUCACUCUUGUUAUUUCUGCUCCUUUGUAUCAUACAGAGAUGAUCUCUAGUAGGGAUGUUUAUAGAUCCCAAAAUUCGCUUUCUUCUUUUACCUGUGCUUUUAAAAAAAAUCCAAUCUAUUUCUGAGUUGUUCUGUCUGCUUUCAUUUGGGUUCCGAGCUGCUUUAUAUAAAGCAAAGUUUUGUGUUCCCCAUACACCCUUAUAGGGAAUUGAAAAAUAAGAAACCUUUUUUUCCUCUUGUAGCAGAAGCAGAUGAAAUUUGUAAGCAAAGGAGCCUUCCAUAGUGGAUUAAGCAUGCCAAAUUGCAGGGAACUAAAAUACAUUCACUUUCCCCCCAAUCCAUAUUAGGGCAGCAUCUUUAUUAGUCCAAGUAAGCUUCAAAAUUGGCAUUAGUUCCACAUUUUCUAGGGAGACUGGGAUUUUUGUGUCUUACUCUCUAUUACCUUUAAAAAAGAAGAAGUGGCUGUGUUAGGUGUACUCUUGCUUGUACGCUUUUGGGGCCUUAGCAGCUCCAAUAGGCAUCACAAUAAUGAAUAAAUAAAGUGGUGUUGGACACUCCCUAGCUGUAAAUACAAUGUGGAAACAUUGUCUAAAGGCCUAAUCAGAAUGAUCUUGGGGCUCCAGUUCUUCCACAUACACACACUGAUAACUGAAAUACCAGUAUUCUGACAACCAUUGAUGCUGAUGAAGUGAGAACAUGACACAGUCAAGACAUUUCCCCCAUAAUUAUGGAUCCCAGUCAGCAAACACACACUGACACCCAGAUCCCUGCAGUUGGUAUGUUCUGCCUUAACUAGUUUGGGGCCAGAUGAUUGAAUAGAAGGAAAAAAUCCAUUCAAGGGGAAAAUUGGCUUGAGAAUCGAAACCAACAUCAAUACCAGCUCAAUAGAAAAGAAUUGUUCUACUUUGUUUUUCGUUAUAACAAGUUAAUUCCGACAAUGAGUGGGAGGACUAGAGAGAAAUACAUGUUGGUCCUCCGAUAUGAUUGCUAUCUGGCAGAGGGUGGGACUGUCAACUGUGGUCCAUUGAGUUAGUGCUCAAUGUAUUUUAAUGGCAUGCUUGAUUUGAUUUUAAUGUAUAUUAAAAUCUGGAAAUCACAGCCCCCUGCUACAGGGACAUACAAACUCUAUUCACAUGUUACAAUGGAGGGGGGAUAGGACCAUGUGCACUGUUCUAACUCCCAGCUUUCAUGAGUUCUUCUGAUGGUGUGCAUACAUACAGAUAAAGAGCGCACAGUUCUUCCCUGUAUAGUCAAGAAUCCCGGAAAAGAGCAAGGUUGUCAGCCAUGUGAAGAAAAGCAUUUACAGUAUUGGCAUUUAAGUGCCGGCUUUACUUCAGCAAAUGAUCCACCUAAUUUGAUGUAUUAAUAUGAUCUAACAUUGGCAGUAUAGCCAAAUAUUUUAUUUUAUUUGCAAAUGAAGAAAAUAAAACUGUACACAGAGACUCGAUACAGACCUCCAGCUGAACUUGCAGAUGUGGAACAAGGACAUAAAAUGCGAACAGAGGCUGCAGACUUAUGUGUCAUAGAAAAUAUGGCUUCUCUCUCACACACAUUCACCUUUUAGUGUGGAAGUACUAAAAACAAUGUGUGAAAUAGGUUGCUAAUAUGAUGAUUAUUAUAUGAAUGAGUCCUUUAGAGCAUUACAAUUAGCAGUUAACAUCAAUAUUCUACAGAUCUGAUUCAAGGAAAAUGUAGCAGGUGAGAAGAAUGUUAGCAGGAGCCAUUGAAGUAAAAGGCAUUAUAUUGCAAUGCUGCACCAUUGAUUAUAGUGAAAGGAAUGCGUGCACUUAAUAGCAUUCACAUGCAGGAUAUGAACUUAAGUUUACAGUCAAAUUCUGAGAUCACUGUCAAAAUGGAGUUAUUUCCUUUCACAGUAUAGCUUCAUAGCCCUGAUUUCUCCUUUUUGUGGCUUCAAGGAAAUUGGACAAUUGUAUCUAAUAACUAUAUAAAAAUGAAUUUAUAUUGUUACGAGUUUGGGAUGUUAAACUGGGUGCCAGAAACCUCUAAUCCCUGGAUCCAUCAAGUGUUAGAAUUUAAUCAAGGCCUCUAAUUCUAGAAAUAGCCAGGUUAGCCUCCAGGUGAGGUGAUAGCCUGGGUGGUAAACCAUUAAGGGGUAUUAAGGGGCUCAGUGUGAUAUAUCAAAUGAGUGGGGCCCCUCCCUUAACAUAAAAGGCCAGAAUUUGGAGUUGAAGGGGGCAGUGAUGUGACCUAGAAAUAAAGCAGCAAGAGAGAGUUAAGAGCAACGUUUGAGAACAGUGCCUGAUUUGUGGUUGUGGCUAUGGAAGAAAGUCUGGGUAUGGUAGAUUCUAUUGCUACUUUCUAAAUUAGGUUUUCUAACGGACACAGUCUGGUGUGCACUGAAUCCAUAUUUGCUAUAUUGCUCAUUAGCUUUUAUCCUGUUUCUUUCAUUCCCAUGAGAUGCAUUAACAAAAUAACCAAGAGAAAAUCUCACAUUUUGACAUUCGGGAGCUUUAAUGAUGUUUUAGUUUGGUUUAUUUUUCAUAAGUUAUCUGUGCAGUACUUUGUCAGCAUAAUCUAUGGCUUGACUAUUAAAUAUAUAUAUAAUAAGCAGAACAAAUUAUGAAAUGAAAAAUGUACCAUCUUAUUUUUAGCUUUCCAUCUAGCUGGCUUUCUAAUGAGAGCCGCCCAGGGAUCUUAUAAUAUUUACUGAACAGAAACUUAUUUAAGAAUAUAAGUCUAUGGGGGCCUUUCUGUAAUUUUGGUAAACUCACAGUAAAGGCAGGCAGAAGACCAGAGCUCUGGCCAGUUGGUAUGAGUGUGUGUACAAUUGAAAACAAGCAAGUCAGAGCUAAAGAGGGGGGAAAGGUAGCAAGAAAUUAUAUUUACUUAGCUGAAGUGAGCAUGGGGGGAUGGUAAAGGAGGUAAAGAUAUAUCCAGCACUGUUUCCCUGAUCAGCUUGCUAUCAUUAUCGGCUUUGAAUAAAGAAGAAAUACCCAAGGGAGAGACUUAUCUCUGAUCUAUCAGAUCUCAUCCAGCUCUGUCCCCAAAGGAGCAAAUUAAAAGAGGCAGUUUGCAUUAAAGAAAUUAAGUUGGCAAAGCAAAGGGAGUUCCCCAUGAACAUGUACGGAAAAACGUGUGUUCUACUCUUGUGAAGACUUACCGGGACCCAGAAGAGUUAAACAACUUUUCCCCAGUGGCAAAUAUCCCCCUCACAUAGUUCCCCAUCCUCUCCCCCAAGGCCGGGAAGGGAGAAAGCAAGGAAGUGACCGGCUUAUAUUCGGGUAGUCUUUUUUUCUCCCCCCCCCAUGUCUUUUAAAUGUGCGGCUUAUAUUCAGGUGCGGCUUAUAUUCGGGCCAAUACGGGUAUUUGGAUCCAUUCCAUUCUGGCUUCAGGCUUGGUUAUGGCACUGAAACUGCAUUGGUCACACUUGUUGAUAGCAUUUAUCAGAUGAGAGAUGGAGUCAAUGCUGUUCAUUCUCUUGAUCUCUCAGCAGAAUUCAGUACUGUUGACCUGCUGCUGCUACCUCCAGAAAGUAGUAAUUAUCCUAUGUUCUCUCACAGUGUUUGGAGGCAGCAUUAGGCUGGUGUUUGGACCAAUAAACUGAAGACAGAGGUGUCAUGUGUCCUGAGUUCUCAUGUCCAGGAGAUGGGGAGGUGACCUGCCCUGGAUGGGGUUGAACUCUCCUGGGGAAGCAGGUUCACAGCUUGGGGUGCUUCUGAAUUCAAAACUGUUGCUGGAAGUUCAUGUGAUCUCAAUAGCUAGGAGUGGCUUUUUUUUAGUUCUGGCUUGUUUGCCAGCUACAGCUCACUUUGGACAGCAAUGAUUUGACCACUGUACUGCAUGCUCCAGUAACAUUCGGAUUAGAUUAUUGCAAAGUGCUUGCCUUGAAAUUGACUUGGAAACUUCAGUUGGACCAAAAUACAACAGCCAGAUUAGUGACGGGGGUUCAAUUUAGAUCUCAUUUAACCCCUGUUUUAAAACAGCUGCUCUGGUUCCCAGUUUGUUUUCAGACCCAAUUCCAGGUGCUCAUGCUAGUGUUUAAAAUCCAUCCACACCACACGUUAAGGAAAACACACAGGGUAUUUAAUACUGUUUGUGGCUCCUAGCAGGAUGUUUUCUGUUUUAACACCUUAGCUGUGGCUUUCCUUUUCCUGGAAACUCCACCCCUCUAUAGGAAGUAUGUUUGUGUUUCCUUGUUUCACAAAUCCCUUGAUGGAAAAUUUUGCUACAUGCUUCUUCUUGUGGUAAAUUAAAGGUAAAGGUAAAGGUACCCCUGCCCGUACGGGCCAGUCGUGUCUGACUCUAGGGUUGUGCGCCCAUCUCACUUAAGAGGCCGGGGGCCAGCGCUGUCCGGAGACACUUCCGGGUCACGUGGCCAGCGUGACGAAGCUGCUCUGGCGAGCCAGCACCAGAGCAGCACACGGAAACGCCGUUUACCUUCCCGCUAUAAAGCGGUACCUUGCACUUAGGGGUGCUUUCGAACUGCUAGGUGGGCAGGAGCUGGGACCGAAAGACGGGCGCUCACCCCGCCGCGGGGAUUCGAACCGCUGACCAUGCAAUCGGCAAGUCCUAGGCACUGAGGUUUUACCCACAGCGCCACCCGCGUCCCUUAAAUUGGUAAAUUGGUCCUUCAUAUUUUAUGAUACACAUUAAAAAUGUGGGAGCUUAGAGAGAAGCAGGUCCCACAACCACAAAAGCUUCACUAUUAAGACAGUCAGAGAGGAUAGCUCCUCCUACCAAUUCUCCACACACAGAGUUGCUCAUUGGAUAAGCAGGGGUCAGCAAACUUUUUCAGCAGGGGGCCGGUCCACUGUACCUCAGACCUGGUGCGGAGCCGGACUAUAUUUUGAAAAAAAUAAUAAUGAAUGAAUUCUUACUCCCCACAAAUAACCCAGAGAUGCAUUUUAAUAAAUGCACACAUUCUACUCAUGUAAAAACAGGCUGAUUCCCUGACCGUCCACGGGCCGGAUUUAGAAGGCGAUUGGGCUGGAUCCUGCUCACGGGCCUUAGUUUGCCUAGCCCUGGAUAAGAGCCAAAGGCUGCAAGACACAAACUACUCACAGUAAAGUAGUCUGAUGAAAAUCUAGUUUUGACAUAAAUCUCAGCUUCUUACCUUAACCUUGAAGCAUGGGAUUCACUGAAUGCAAAGCAAAUUGUAACUUAAUAUUUCUUUGUGCUGCUUCAUCUCAUUUAUAUUUUAUGAAAUGACAAUAAAAGCUGAAUGGCUUUUUGUUACUCUCUGUAAGAAUGGCCCAAUGAUUUUUCAGCCCUAAUGAAUGAAAAAAGAAGCAAUGGUGCACCUACCUCUUUUAUAUGCUUAUAUACUUCUUUACAUCAAAGAGUUCAAGCGUGCUGUGAAAUAAAACUAGGCAAUCAAAUCAAGGAGAUGUAGACAGAUUUUCUGCUAUGAUAUAACAAGGGAAGGUAGAAAGAGCUGUGAGGUUUGUGUGUGUUUGAUCCAAUUCUGCAUGAUUGGGUAGAUCCAAGCGUUGUCAUGAUUGCUCUAAGUUAGCUAUAAUUGGAAUAUUCAAGAUGUCUUAUCAUGGGAUGACUAGAAGCCCUCACUUCCCAGUGAUGGCAAGUUGGUGUCUUAACUCCAGUUUCUUUGGCAGAGUAGCAAAUAGUGGAAGGGGAAAUCAAAGCCCACUUCUUGUGAAUCAUGACAUUACAACAUCAGCUGUGGAUUAGACUUAGCAAAAAUGGUAUCCUGAUAUAGCUGCAGUCUCCUGAGCCAAUUACAAGCUCAAUGAACCUUGUAGGAGAGCAUUUUAAGUUGGCUGUUUUCUUGCUAUGUGGUUGACUCUAAAUCAGUGUGCUUUCUCCCUGCAAGACACACAGGAAGUGCAUCGAGCACCAUCCUCAUCCUUUAUAGGGUAAAUAGCACAAAAACCAGCCACCAUAGUGACACAUUUUUAGGCCUUGAUGUACCUCUUCUUAUACUUCGGUCCAUUUAGUUUAAUAUUAUCUACACUGACUGGCAGCUGCUUUCCAGGGUUUCAGAGAGGAGUCUUUCCAAGCCCUCUUUAGAGAUACCAGGGAUUGAACAUGGAAACUUCUGCAUGGAAAGCAGAUGCUCUACCUGAGCUACAACCAUUCCUAUGAAUAAAAUAGAAAGGAAUAUACCUCAGCUACACCUUUUGGUGGCUAUUAUUUCCUCUUUUUUCCUCCAUGGUGCUGAGUUCGUCUUCAGUUAAAUCCUUAAGUCUGAUUUUGCUUGGGGUUUUUGUGUGACCAUAGCUUGUCUCUGGAUUUCAACUGUACUAGAAAGCAAUGAUAGGAAGUGUGAAAAUUCCUUUUGUGACACUAUGCAUUUGUAUGAGGCACUGAACAGUGGUAGGAGUCGAACAGAGGUGAAACAAAUAGAAUGCACCUCACUGAAACCUCAGUCUUUCGGAAAAGCUCUUUAAAAACCCACCACUCUGUGGCCGAGACCUGCUGAAGAACUAACUAACAAGCAGAAGCUGAAAUGCUGGGUUGGCGCCAUUCCUCUUGAACUGAAUUAAGCCAUAUAAGAUGGAAGAAACGCAGCUCAAUUUUGUGUAUACUGUGGACUCCAAAGAAUGAAUUGCAAGCAAAUAGUACAUGAGAUGGAAGAACACUAAGUAAGACCAUAUUUUACAAUGACAGGAUCACAUUUUGCUCUGGUAUAAUAUCCAAAUAACCCUCUUGAAUUGUUUGGAGAUGCUGCAGAAUCACAAGGGCAUAGAUGAGAUGGGAACAGGUACAUCGAGAAGUAUGUAGCUGGAAUGGGUUUAUAAGGGAGGUUGUAAGACAGCAGAACACAUUGGUUAACUGAAAAUAUUUCCUGCAUAAAUUUUGUUUUCCCCCAGAUACUAGCAUAACUUAGAAACUGAUUAAAAGUGGCCUUUAGUUUUCUCAGGCUGCAGUCAUACUAAGAAGUAUGUUCCAUUUGACACAGUGAGUUUUAGUUCUGAGUAAAUAUGCAAAUUAUUGUGAUAUGUAUCCUGUUAAAUAAAUACCCUUGUCGUGCUUAAUUGGGCUUUAGACACAACUUAAGUGAUUCAUUUGCUUAUUGAAGUAAUACUAUGAAUGAGCCUACUAACUCCUUGCAGGCAGAAAGUUAGGACACCAGGGACAAAAAGACUAAAUCCUUCUCUCCCACAUACUAGCUAUCAAUGAGCAAGAAGCUUUAGGGGAGCAUUCAACCACCUAAAAAUAAGAUAAAACAAAAUACUGUAAGUUCUCUGUGAUGUGGUAUGUGCAUUUUGUGCACAGUUGGUGUCAUAUAAGUAGUAAUAAGAUAAUAAGAUAAGAUGGAAGGAAGGAGAAAAAUAGAAUCCAUGACAACAGACAAUGUAAAAGCUCCAUCUGUUUUGUCUUUAGCAAAUGUCUAGCUGGGCAGUUAUCUGUUGAUAUGUUUUUAGUGACUCUUAAGCACAGAAAAGUAGUAGAAGCAUCACAUAUUCUGAGGUCUGAUGAAGUUUAUGUCACAUACCUAGUGUAGCUCUUUGUUUUCCACAUAUUGUACAAAGCACAUCACAAACACUUUGACAUUUGCUUUCUUUUCUUUGUUUUUCUCCUACUGAAUAGCUUUGACAGAUAAUGUUUUUAAAUCCAAGUCCUAGCUUUUAAUUUCCCCCCUGCAAUUUCUGUUCCACAUGCUACGGAGGGUUAUUUACCCAGGUAUCCUAGUUUUGUCUCAGAACCACUCCCAGAUGAAAAACAAUGCAUAAUCCAGAUAUAGGUGAUGGACAGUGUGGGUUUGUUCAACUGGUAGGUGUGGCAACCUUAAUAUCACCUACAAUCUUGAAAUAGGGAUGCGAAUAAAAUGGAAGCCAAUUGGAUGGCUGGUUCUGUAGCUUUUCCAUUUGGAUCUGCUGUAUUCUUAAAUUUUGGAAUCCUGCCCACCAUGGUGACCCCUUCCCUCCUGUUCCAUUCAUUACAGUCUGUUCUGUUGUGUAUUAUUCCACCUCGUUCCAUUGUGCACAUAUUUGCACAUAAAUUAUGCAUUUUCCAAUUCUUUCCAAUGCACUUACCAGUAAAUACAUUUUAUGCAUCUUUUGCACAUCUUUUACCCUUUUUGGGUGCACUAAAAUGCAUUGUGAAAUCUGGAGAAGUGCCUAAUGUGACUAGGAGUUGUGUUCUGAUCUACAAGCAAAUUCAGUGUGUUGGAUCAGAGUGGUUCACUGUGGAAAGUGGACCAAAUGAAAUCCUCCCCCAUGGCUCCUGAAAGCUACCUUAUAUUUCAAAGAAACAAAAAAUAUAUAUGAAAUAAAUACUUUUCCAGAAGGAAGGAAUAAAAGAUAAGAGAACAGAUAAGCAUAAUAUAAUAAACUUCCUUUCCAUUGUCUUACAUCAAGCUGCAAGACAGAAAGCCUAAAUAUGAGUAGCUGGUCUUUUGAAUUUUCCAGAAACAUGAAAAAAAGGGAAGGAUGCUUCUCACUGCUGAGAAGUAGGAUGUUGCUUUCCUAUUUCAGUGAAGCUGGUGUCACAGCCUUACUGUGCCAGGUCAGAUGAAAAGCACAAUUUAAGCAGCCACAGUGAAUGGCUGCCAUCUGUGCUGCAGAUGUCACACUUUCUUUUCUCCUAAGAACUGAUUUGAGGUUUUACUCAUAGGAAACUAAAAUUAGGAAGGUAUAGAGAAAAGCAAUAUGUGGAGUAGACUUUUUUUCCUAUGAGAGAAGUAAUAAUUGGAGGAACUGCUGGGGAAUUUUUUCUUUAUAAGCUUUGGAGAUCGGUUCCACCUGGUGGACAGUUACAGUGAGCUUUCAAUGAUAACAUUAAACUGUCACGACGACACACAAAAUGCUUGUUUUAAAAACUACAACUUUAUUUGAUAACUGUUUUAAUGCUGAGCUGAAAUUGUAUACUGGCACCCAUAGCCCAAAUGAAUGUUAAACCAAAAGAAUAUUUAUUACAUUGGCAGAGUAUUCUGUUAAUUAGAGUAUCAGCAGUUUGAUUAGAGGCUAACCAAGAAUUCUCAUUAUGCAAAGCUGUUUAUACAAUUUUUUGUACAUCCUGAUGAAAAAAUCUGUACCAGGAAGCACUAAUGUUGCUAGCAACAAUCAUGUUCACCCUUUGUUUCUCAAUCAAAUUGGCUGGUAUGCUGCUUAGGACUUCUUUAGCACAAUCAAGAUCCAAAAGUUGUUUUCUCACAAUUGUUAUGCAGCGCUCCAGAGUACUUGGGAAUGAAACAAGGCACUGUGGUGGAUGCCAGGCUGCCACCAACAAAUGACAACACGGAAGCAAGUGAACAUGUUUUGAGGUGGAGUGGGAUUGCACAGGCAGGCCUUGCCCUUGAACAAUGCCUGCAUGCUAUGCAACCACAAGCUGUAUGUGCUCAUAUGAAUGGGUGUAUGCUCAUUUUCUGUACACAAAAGCCUCCUUCCAUCAUUUUCCCCUUUGCAUAAUGAGUGGGGACAAGGCCAUUGGUCUAUUCACUGUAUCCCUGUUUUUGGCUUUAUUACCUUCCAUGUGCUGGGAAGGGAACUUUUGCAGCAAGAAGCCUGCUGUACUCAUGAAUGCUCCUUGCAUGAUUAGAACCCUGAAUUUUCAAUGUUCUCAAAUCAUAUGAGAAGCCAACCUAAGCCGAGAAGGCUUUGCACAGGAGGAGCUCCCUUCUCAGUGUAUGAAAAGUGAUGGCCAGUGGUGGAAAUGCAACAGAUAGGGCCAGAUCGAUGGGCUCCUUCCCAUUCUCUACCCUCAUUGGGUGAGAUUUUAACACCUGUAUAAGGUUACAUAUAAUAUGUUUACUGAACAUACACUGUUUGGGGUUGAGGAUUGCCAUCACAAUCCUGCCCUGCUCUGUAUGUUCAUUGUUACCUCAGAACUGUUGUCUGAAAGGGAGAAGACCAUGGAGUUAAUUGGCCUGCUACUGAUCACAUAUCUCCAGAUUAAAGAGAGAGAGCUCUUGAUUUUGUUAAGGGUUGUUGACUCUUCCAAUUCACUUCCUGAUUCAUUCUACCAACUUAUAUGCAAAUCAGAAGAUGAAGGGUACUUAUGUUUGCAUUCAGAAGUAAGCGGACUGGGAAGGCUGGAGCCAGGGUAAUUAGACACACAGUUGGCUUCCAUUUUAUUUGUGCGCCUUUCUUUAUACAGGAUAGACUGGCUUGGUGAAUAGACUUUCCCUAUGCUCCAAUUUUGUGGCUAGAUGUUAUUCAGAAACCAACCGGCACCCUAUGCAGGAAAUGCAAGCUUAACAAGCUAAUUCUAUGCAUAUUUAGUCCUUAUUCAGUAAUUCGUUCCAAUUUAUUCCAUGUUUUAAUCUCACCUUUCAACCUGAAACACUCCCAAAGCCGUUUAGGAACCAUGAUGUAUUUGAAAUACAAUAUUUAAAAAAACCCUAUGUACCUACCUAUAUGCAUACACACACAUGCACACACAGCUGUGCAUGCCACAAAUCCAAAUGUCCAGUGAAUUAAAAAGGCUUUGGCAGACAUCCACAAUAGCACCAGAUUCCAAAAGGAGGGAGUCACUUAAAAUGCCACUUCAAAAAAUGUCCUGCUCUUACCAAAUGUCAGCCUAAUGUCCCGUGAAGUUCAGCAAGAUUUACACACAGAAGGGUGGCCCAUUCAAAAGCAGUUAAUUCCUUUACCAACCAUUAUUUCCCAGAGACACAAUUUUCUCAUUUGAGGUUAUUGCUAAGCAUUUAGUUUUCACUUGGUAUGCAAUCCGAUAGAUCUGUCUCCUAUACAUUUAUAUCCCACCUUGUUUAUACCAAAGAACUCAAGGCAACAUAGAUGGUGUUCCAUGUGGUAUACCAUCCACGAUAUUGAGCAUAACUAGACCUACUUAGUAAACGGGCUGCAUCACGUACCUUCAGAGUAUGCCCUUUCCACAUAAUAGCAAAGCCUUUAAAAAUGGACCUGGAAUGAUUUCAGUCUUAUCCAGUAGAGCAUGUACCUUUGUUUUGUUUUUGACAUUUUCUUUGAAGUAGAACUUCCACAGACAUCACUAGAUGCUCUAUACCGAAAGGCUUUUCAAAAGUGAAACAUAAUAAAUGAGAGAAGCAAAUAGAACAUUAGGGGAAUUUUUGCUUUUGUAACUGUAUUAAAGUAGGUCACAUUUGGGCUUAGAACCUUGGCUGUGCUUGUUGCAGUUAAAUAUAUAUAAAAGCAAUCAUAGGAUUUAGGAUCCUAAAGCCAGUGGCAUUUUUCAGAAUCAAAUUCAAGCUGGCCUGAGUCUGCUAAGUGAUUUAAAUUGACACAGCUCAGGGGUAAGCUGUAUUUUAUAGAGGUGCCUGCCAGUAUGUUUGAAAUCUAAUUGCAACCAAGUUUUAAAGCACUGGUUCUUGCACAGUAAUGCUUCAUGUUCUUUUCAGGAGCAUCUGAAAGGUUGAACUAAAAAACACCAUAAAUAUUGUAAAAAUGAAUUCCUUCCUUGGUGUUCCUUGGAUGCGGGUGGCGCUGUGGUCUAAACCACUGAGCCUCUUCGGCUUGCCGAUCAGAAUGUCGGCGGUUCGAAUCCCCGCGAUGGGAUGAGCAGCUGUUGCUCGGUCCCAGCUCUUGCCAACCUAGCAGUUCGAAAGCACGCCCAAAUGUGCAAGUAGAUAAAUAGGUACCGCUCCAGCGGGAAGGUAAACGGUGUUUCCGUGUGCUGCUCUGGUUUCAGUGUUCUAUUGCGCCAGAAGCGGCUUAGUCAUGCUAGCCAAAUAACCUGGAAAAACUGUCUGGACAAACACCGGCUCCCUCAGCCUGUAAAGCGAGAUGUUGUCAGCGACUGGACUUAACUGUUAGAGGAGUCCUUUACCUUUACUUUUAGUGUUACCUAUUAGAUGCAGAAUAAUUCUGUUUUCAAAAACUACUGUUUCUCUCAAAUCUUUUCCAGAGAUAAGUGUAUGUUCUGUCAGUCAUGCAGGGGCAAAUAUAUUUCAAAUGGAAAUAGGGUGUUUUCAAAACCAAAAAUAAGCAUGUGUUAAUUUCCAGAAAGUCAUGACUGUUGUUGCCAUUACUUUCUAUUCAGAUUUGUUUUCAUUAAUAUGUAGAUCCACAGACAGACACACACACACACACACACACACACACACACUUUAUUUAUUUUCUUUCCUUUUCCAAGAUUAAACAGCAAUAAAUAUACAAGUGUUUACUGGCUUUUUUAUUAUGUUCUCUGCUAUACACAAUUUCAUGUAUAUGUGUGGUAUCCGGGAACGUAGCUCCCACGUAAGUGGGGAGGCGCCUUGUAUCUUUGUGCUAUAGAAGACCAUGUCUUUCAGACCCCACCCCACCCUGAAAAUUAAUAUAGCUUCAAGGCUUCAACCAAUGCAUAUUUUAUAUGCAUGAGUCCCAGUUGUGUUCAGUUGAGCUUAUUCUCAGGAUAGUGUGUGACAGGCUAUUAUUUCCUAAAAGGACUGAGUUUAGGCCUGUAGCCACUGAGAGUGGGGCUGCAGAAAGCAGAAUGUUCUAUGUUCAGUUUUUGUUUUUGUUUUUUUACUAUUUUCCUUUAACAGGUAAAAUAUUAAGGAAAAGCACAGAUUUAAUAUUUUUUUUCUUACUGGUUUAGUAAAAAUAAAAACUAAUAAAACCUGUUCCUACUCUCCAAUGUCCCUAGUGGCAAAAGUAACUAAUAAACCUAACAAGAUUUUAAAACUUUAUAGAAUAAUUUUUAUUUAAUUUUAUUAAUAAUAGUUUAAUUGUAGUAAAGUAUAUGAUCUUUCAACCCUGUACUCACUUACUUGGGAGCAAGCCCAAUUAAACACAAAGGGACUUACUUUUGAGUAGACAUGUAUACCAUUCUGCUGCAAAUAGCUGAACAGUGUGCAUUCCUGGACUUUAGCUAUGGCACAAUAGGACUUGUAAAUAAAGUCUCUAUACCAGACUGCACCUAGAGAUUCAGGGCUUUACAGAAAGGAGGUAAAUAGACAUCACUCCUGUGUAACCAUCAGUUCCUUACUGCAGUCAAUGAAAUCAUACUCAUUUCUUAGUAUAGACUCACACCCCAUAAUGAUGCCUUCAGCUCUCUACUGAACAUGUCCAGAAAUAAUCUCUCUCCAUAAUUCUUAAAGGAACAUGCACUAGUCGAUCACAGGUUUAUAAGGAUAAUUUAUUUGUGCUUUUGUUAAGGUUCAGUAAUGACCCCAAACAGACUUUUGGUUAAAACGAUAUGCAAGGUUUUAAUGUCUUGUAUAUGAUAAUCCUGAAGCUAUGCAUUUUUAAAUGCAUGGCAUUCAGUGGGCUUCAAAUGGGGGCUGUGCUUAUUUCAGAAAUAGCAGAACUUAUUCUUCAAUAUUGUGGGGCAAUAUUACAGCCAGACCAACAAUUUGUGAGGCUCACAGAGUUUUUCUGUAAAGUUUGCUAGAGAGAACUCUGUGAGAUCACUUCCUUUGUCUGUCUUGGCAGGAAGCUGUAAUACUACAUCCUGCUGCCUGCCUUGGCAGCCGCCUCUUUCUUCAUCAUGCUUCCAAGCUGACCACAUGUGCGUGUCUGAGCUCUGCAGCUCAGAUACCAUUUUUGAACUUGCAUUUUGUACUUUUAUAGUUUAGAUAGUAACUAUAAACCUGCCUUCGUUUUGCUGCUGUAAUUGCUGCUACAAGACGUAGAUUAUGUAAGUAAAUACCACUUUUAAUUUUUUCACAAAGAAUGUGUGUGUUAAGGGGGAGAAAAGGGGUAAAAGCAGGGAAAAUCCAGUCUGUCUUAAAGGGUCCUGGGUUAUUGUUUCUAGAAGGUUCAAUCAACCUUGUCUCGGCUUCCAAGUUUAAGCUGCAAAUCAUGGUGCUCUGCUGAUCUCACUACAAGAAAGGAUAAUAGCUAAACAAUAUGUCCUCUCCUGGUGUCUAAAUCCAUGCCUACAGAUAUGUGGACUGAAAUAAUGGACACAGCUACAAACAUUUAGCGAGCAAACGCUCAUAACAAGUGGAUAAUCAGCAAUCUACCUGGUGACUGAUAAUUAUCAUUGAUACUGUUCAGUAAAACAGUCAAGGGGUCAGGAAUAAUAUCGUGAGAAUUUGUAGGAUCUGAGACCAGAGAGUUUGACUCCACAACUCAAACUCCUGUGUCCCAUGACUCAUAUAAGAGCUAAUAAUUUUAACCAAAGUUGGUUAGGAAUACUAAUUCUUAAAACCCAGUUAUCUGGCCAUACGCAUGAUUCCGUACACUGUUUAAUGCUUGCUACUACAAUAGAUCAUGCAACUGUAGAUAACUGGCAGGUCAUCAGUCAGCCAUGAUAAAUGUUAUUUUUGGACAGUUGUUGGGUUUUUUUAACUACUCUUGGUGGAGAUUUUCAAAGCCAAUGUAGUCAUAGGUUCAGUUUUUGUAGGCUGUUGGACAAGAAGGUAUUAGCAGGUCUGCCUGGUCCUUUUUUGUCGCUAGACAUGGAGGGGGGAACCCAUCCAUUGGACAUAUAUUAAGUGGAUACGCAGAACCUGAGGACUUUGCUGGUGUUUGGUGGACUUUUGUGACAUAACAGUUGUGCCCGUUUGAACAUUAUACCUGCCGAAAAUGACUCUAUGUGGAACUAAUGAUGAUACCUGCAUAUGCCUUUAUGUAAAAAUAGCUUGUAAAGCCUGUUCUUUCUUUGGGUCCUCAAUCCAGUUGCAUGAUGACUUCUUGGCACCCAUCUCUAGAUUCUCCUUUUAGAAUAAAUAAAUAAAAUGUACAAAGUACUUUUUCUUAUCACUGAAAAGCCAUGGGUCAGCUUCUGAUAUUAAAGGAGGGGACCCAGAGGACAAAGCUGACAAUUACAGGCAGCUCUCACGUCUCUAUCUUUCAGUAUUUGUUACUUGCUUAUUUUACCGCAUCAAUUUCUUCUAGUCUUUUCAGAUUCGUAAGUCCUCAAAGUGUAGCCACCACUAGGGAUCUCUUUAAAGAUGUAGCACUCCCACUGGUGCAAUGUCUUUGAAAACUGAGCUGUGAGGUUGGAAAUAUUGUGAUACCUUUAGUACUUCCAUGGAGAUGUAUUGUGGACCAACUUUGUCCUCUCUCCAUUGACUCCUUUUAGAAACUCUGCAGGUUUAUUUGAGAAUCUCUCUGGGCUCUGUUGUUGUUGUUUUUAAAAAGAUGUUUUCAUCCUUUGAGAUCAUGCUUUGAUCUACGUUUAAAUAGGCAGGGUGAGUCUGACCUAGUUUUCCCCCACCCCUUUGAGCAUUUGGGGACUUUUAGAAGCAUUUUAUUGAAGCAAACAUAUAAGAGUAUCUGAGGCCAGUUUUAACACUUCAGAGGUUUGUUUUGAAUACUCUACUAUUUAUAUUUUGCUUUUACUGGCAUUUAUUCAUUAAGACACUUGGGGACCAUUAAGGCAAGAAACCUCAGCUGCUGAGGCACCAUUUCUAAAUUCCUUGCAAUGUUAGCUCUUACUAGAAUAAGAAAUAUAUGGGUUAAAUUGAUUUUCAAAAAUAAGGAUCAAUUUAUACUAGGGCUGGGGAAGCUUUUCAGCCCCAGAGCCACAUUCCCACCUGGGCAGCCUUCCAGAGAGCUCAUACCAGAGGCAAAAGUGGGUGCAGCAAUAAUGUAAAUUUUGUACUGCUGGCUAGUUUCUACACACAUUCACCCGUACCUUUCUCUAUCCUCUGUCCAGGCAAACUAGAGGCAUUAUCAAGAGUUCUAGAACACAUUCUAGAGACAGGCAAAAAACUGACUAGACCACUGCUCCCAUAUGGCAAGCCGCAUCACUACAGCAUCUCCAUGAGAGUUUUCUAGACUGAUUCCAUCCAUAGUGGCCAUUGGCUCCUCCUGGGCAGGAAGAAGUGUAAGAGGGAGAUAGUAAGCAGCCUUAUACUCGGUACUGUCUACUCUGACUGCCAAUGGCUCUCCGGGGUUUUCGAUAGCAGCCUUUCCCAGCCCUACCUGGUGUCACUAGGGAUUGAACCUGGGAUAUUAUGCAUGCAAGGCAGAUCCUCUGCCAUUGAUCUGUGGUCCUUUGGUUUGUCCUCUGAUCCUGAUAACACUUUGCUUCUGAUUCUCAGGUUCCCCCUUCUCAUUUCAUUCUGCAGCCCAUAGCCCAUAAUUGACUAUUACACUGAUACCUUGUAUUUCCUCCAAGGUGUUCAGGCGGCACACAUGGUUCUCUACCACCCGUUUCAUCCUCCCAAUGAUCUUGAGGAUUGCUUGAGCGAAAAUCGUUCACCCAAGGAUACCCCGUGAGCUUGAAACCUGGGCCUGCCAGCACACUGACUCCCAAGCCCUCUCUAGCAAACGGGAAUAAUUUCAGAAUGGGGCAAGUAGCAGGGGUUCUUUCUCACACUCUACUCCCAUCAGAAAUGGGAAAUACAUGGAUAAAAGAGAUUGAAAGAGGUGGGCUUCUAAAGAAACCCUCAACAUGGUGUGGGGGGAAACUAGAGGAUUAAGUGUCUACAUUACUUUGGCAUGAAUCAGUUUUAUUAUAUUUCUGCAUUCAUAUGUUGUUGUUUUUUAAAAAAAAUAAACCCAUAUUUAGAAGAAAUACAUGUUUGUUCAACACACUUCUAUACAUGUUUAAUCAGAAGUCUUAAAAAAUAAAUCAGUGGCUUUACUCCCAUGGAUCGGCUUACUCACAGUUCAGUAUGCAUAGGAUUAAUGUCUUAGAUAUUUUGAGAGAAAAUAUAUCUAUUUCUAGAAACAUUUUCUCUCAAAAUAGUCAUUUUAAAACUCAUCUCGAUAUCUUUCUUCAGCUAAGAACUUCAUCUAAACAUCUUGGAAGUGUGAAAGCUGGUGGCUUCCUAACUUUCAAUUCACACUUUGGUCAGCAAGGUAUGGGUUAGGUCAGUUUGUACUGGAAUUCACAAAGACUGAAUUCCUGAAGCAUGCCUAGAAAAAGCUUUAAAACAGGAGAAAGAAACGGAAAAAUCAGGCUACUGCAAAAACAGACUGAAAAUCAGAGCAAAAGAACUGAUGAGGAAUGUCAAGCAGAGGCAGUACAUGAAAGCAAACACACCUGUCGCUCUACUGGCCUACAAGGGCUGCUUUUUCUUGUGCCUUCUGAAAGCCUUAUAAGCUGUUUUUUCUCCCUGUGACAUUAUGUCUCCAUGGUGUGAAGGAGAAGAAGCUGAUCAAAAUCCUAGCUAUAAAAGUCAUCACAAGAGUAGGGGAACGCACAUACAGGUUAUAGAGGAACUAGGAGUGAUAGCCAAAGGUAUACAUAGGAAACUUUUGAAGAACAGAUAAUACAUUCUCAAAUGUAUUGAAUGGCUGUGAAUUUUAAACAGCCAUUGGAGGGUAGAAGAGAGAAAAGAGAAAGUAACCAAUGUGCGGUUUAACCCUCCCCCUCCACAACCCUAACAGAUAGAUUUCUAAAAGCACCAGAGACAGAAAAUUCAAAUCAGGGAAGACCAAGUUUCAUGGAAUUUGGCCCCCUCUAAUUAAAGCAAGGGAUGCUUACAUUUUUGAGCACCCCUGCUUUGAAUAAUUGCCCCAAUUCCGGAUGGAAGUCAUUACAGUGUAGGGAACUGUGUGAAUUCUAGAUUCAGUUUGUUGCAUAUAGUGUGUGCAUAUGUGUCUAUUUCAUUGUGUCACCAGUAACUUUUUGUGUAAAGGAUCCCCAAGUAUGUAGCUUUCACAAAAUCAUAAGAGCUGGAUGAUCAAGAGUUGUAAAAUCAUAAAGCUGAUCCAAUCCCUUGCUCAGUACAUGAAAUCCAGAGCUAGAACAUCCCAACAGAUGACUGUCCAAAUUACACUUGAAGACCUUAGCAACGAAAAGCCCUCCAAGUAAUUGGUUCCAUUGUUGAGCAUUCCUCUUAAUGUUCAACUGAAAUCAAUCCUGCUGUAAGUUAAACCCAUAAGUUGGUAGGCCCACCACCUGCCUCCUUGAUCCGUGCCUGUCUUGGCUGAUUAGGGAGUGUCCAGAUGUUGUGCGGACCCCCCUGGUUGAAAUUAUCAAUUUGUCCCUUGACACGGGGACAUUCCCAGGGGAACUGAAGGAAGCAGUGGUGUGUCCACUCUUAAAGAAAACUUCAUUAGAUCCCUUAGACCUAUCCAAUUACCGCCCAGUUUCAAAUCUUCCAUACCUGGGUAAGGUAAUUGAGAGAGCGGUUGCUGAACAGCUUGGUAGGUUUCUGGAGGAAACAUCGGCAUUAGAUCCAUUUCAGUCCGGUUUCCGUCCUGGUUUUGGGACGGAGACGGCUCUGGUUGCCCUAACAGAUGAUCUCCGUAGACAACUGGAUCGAGGCGGGUCAGGACUGCUGAUCCUUUUAGAUUUGUCAGCAGCCUUUGACAUGGUCGAUCAUGAUCUUCUGGACCACCGCCUCGCAGACGUGGGGAUACAGGGCAUAGCCCGUAACUGGUUGUGCUCUUUUAUCUCUGGUCGGGGACAGAGGGUGGCACUAGGGAGGGAAAUGUCGUCGCGCCACUCCUUGGUGUGUGGAGUGCCGCAGGGCGCAAUUCUCUCCCCGAUGCUUUUUAACAUCUUUGUGCACCCUUGCCCAGAUUAUCCGGAGCUUUGGGCUGGGCUGUCACCAAUAUGCUGAUGACACUCAGCUCUAUCUGCUGAUGGAUGGCCACACCGACUCGGCCCCGAACACACUGACCAGAUGCUUGGAAGCUGUGGCUGGAUGGUUUCGUGGGAGCCGAUUGAAACUAAAUCCUUCGAAGACAGAGGUCCUAUGGCUAGGUCGGGAUGGCAUGGGGAUGAGGGACCAACUCCCUUCUCUUGCGGGGCCCAAUUAGUGCCAUUGCCUUCCGUUAAGAGUUUGGGUGUAAUCCUUGACGCCUCCCUUUCCAUGGAGGCGCAAGUUACAGCAACAGCCAAGGCGACAUUUUUCCACCUUCGCCGCAUCAAGCAUUUGGUCCCUUACCUUUCCCGCCCCAACCUGGCCACAGUGAUCCAUGCGACGGUCAUCUCCAGGCUUGACUACUGUAAUUCGCUCUACGCGGGCUGCCCUUGAAGCUGUCCCAGAAACUCCAGCGGGUACAGAAUGCUGCAGCGAGGCUCCUCACGGGGUCUCUGCCAUGGGAGCAUAUUCACCCAGUGCUUUUCAAGCUGCACUGGCUCCCGGUGGAGUACAGGGUCAGAUUUAAGGUGCUGGUUUUGACCUUUAAAGCCCUUCACGGCCUAGGACCCUCGUACCUACGGGACCGCCUCUCCCGGUAUGCCCCACGGAGAGCCUCAAGGUCCAUAAAUAGCAACACCCUAGUGGUCCCAGGCCCUAAGGAAGUUAGAUUGGCUUCAACCAGAGCCAGGGCCUUUUCAACUCUGGCUCCGGCCUGGUGGAACGCUCUGCCUCAUGAGACCAGGGCCCUGCAGGAUCUGAUUUCUUUCCGCAGGGCCUGUAAGACAGAGUUGUUCCGCCUGGCCUUUGGCUUGGAGCCAAUUUGAUUCCCUUCCUCCCUCUUUCUUUUUCUUUUCCUUCUCCUCCUGCGAUGAGGCUACAUUUUAAUAUUUUAAUGUUCCAUUAUUUUAAUGUUGUAUUUUAUUUUUGUUUUUAAGUUGUAAUCAUUCAUCUUGUUUUUAUUAUUGCUUGUAAGCCGCUCUGAGCCCGGCCUUGGCUGGGGAGGGCGGGGUAUAAAUAAAUUAUUAUUAUUAUUAUUAUUAUUAUUAUUAUUAUUAUUAUUAGUUAAACCUGCCCUCCAGGGCAAAGAAAAAGUUUUUGUGACAGCGCUUCAAAUAUUUGUAGAGUGCUACUAUGGUCCCCCAUCCCCCCCCCUUCUUAUUUUCCAAACGAAAGCAUUCCAAGAUUCUUCAACCUUUAUUCCUAGGACUUUUUUCCCAUACCAUUGACCAUCUUGGUUGCCCUCUUGUAAACCUGUUCUAAUUAUGUCUAGAUACUUCUUAAAGUAUGGCACCCAGAACUGGACGUAGAACAGCAGAAGAGGUCUGACUAGUGCAGAAUGAAGUGGGCCCUUUGCUUCUCAUGAUUUGGAAACUUGAAUUAUGUUAGUGUGGCCUAAAAUCAUAUCAGCCUCUGUCUUUUUUCCCCAGCCACAUCACGUUGCCAACUCAUAUUCAGCUUCUGAUAGACCAAAAUCCUGAGAUCUUUUUCACAUAUGCUGCCUUCAGUUCAGGUAUCUCCUACCCUAUAGUGGUGUGCUUGAUUACAGGAGAGGGGGCAAAAUGGAGAACUUUGUCCCUAUCAAAAUUCAUUUUGCUAAGUUUCAGAGCAGCUUUCUAGUCUAGCAUCCUUUUAUUCCUGUCUAUUGAGGUGUUAGGUGUGCCUCCCAGUUCUGUGUAAUUGAUCACAUUUAAUAAAUAAAGAUUCCCUCCACCCUUCCAUCCACCCUGUGGCCCUCCAGAUAUUGCUGGACUACAACUCCCACCAUCCCUAAUCACUGGCCAUACCAUUUGGAGCUGGUGAAAGUACUUAAUAGAGCAGCAAGGCCACCAUCACAUCCACAAGAGUGCUGACUGUGACCAAAGAUGGGGCAGGCUGGGGAAUGCUCCCCACUGGUUGCUGCCGCGAUAACUUCCACCCAUUCACCUGUUUGGUGGUUGAAAAGGGAAACUUCAUGCUGGUGGAGUCGCACUGGCAUCACUCCAUAGGGAGAUGUCAACAGGGGGUGGGUCACUUCCACCCAAUCCACACCAACACCAUUCCAAUCAUUUGGAUUCCUCUGCCAAUCACUGGAAAAAACCAACCAAGUCCCCACCCCCAUUACCUAGGAUAGAGUCCAGCCAUGCCCCACGUGAAACUUCCCUUCAGUUUGAAAAUAGGUUUCUAACAAGGAUUAUCUCCUUGGAGAGGGAGUGAGAGAGAGAGAUUUAUGCAUCCAGUUAACUGUUCCUCUCCCCACUCCCCAAUAAUAGUCCUUGGCUUUCAGUUCAUGCCUACUCUUCCUCUUCAGCAAUCAGUCAUCCUGUAAGGGGAGUUCUUUCUUUUUGUGACAUUCAGCUUUCAUUCUUUUAUUAUUGCCUCUUUUCUGUUGUUGUUGUUGUUGCUACUGCUGCUGUGCCGUUUAACUCACCCUGAUUAUUCACAUUGUCACAGACACAAGCAAACUAAUUGAACUUACCUAUGUACUGUCAAAUGUAGUUGCCGACAAUGUUUGCAUUGUCUCGCAAGCAGAACUUCUGUAAAAACCAAAACCAUUAUUCAGCUAGCAGCCUUGGUGAAAAAUUUAGAAAUGGCUUCUUUGGGAUUUCAGAAUGCUCUAGUAAGGAAUAGGGAUGGGGGAGAAAUUCAGUACAGUUUACAUUAAAAGGGAAACCUACCUAAUUUGCACUUUCUGAAACAAUAUGAGAACCGAAAUGCAGUCAUCCUUCAAAAUCCACACUUCUGCAAAUUUUGCAGCACAGAUUUCCAGUCAAAUAAUGUGUCCAAAAAUGCAUAUGCUGAAGUAGUGUCCAUAAAAAUGCAUAUAUUGCUGAAAAUAAUUUGCAAUAAUGCCUUGUUUUAGGGGUAAUUGCUUUGCAAAAAUUUGUAUAUUAGGCUAAUUUGGAUACUAGGAUGUGUAUAUUAGGAAAAAAUCACAUCAAAAUACUGGCGGGUUUUCAUGAGGGCUUUAAAAAAAUAAUAAUAAUCACAAGCAGAUUUGGGGAUGUGGAGUACUGAAUUUAAGAUCAGAAAAGUAAGAGGUUGAGAGAACCUGAACUUGACAGAUUUGCCCAUUCCUAGUCAAAAAGACUCUUCCGCAUCUUCAGAAGAGAAAAACCAUUAUUUAUGUGUAACUCACGGAGCCUGCUUGAGGAUGGUUGAUGUACAUGAGUGUAUUUCCAAUUGCCUCGCUGGAAUCUCCUGAAGGUCAUGGGGAUUAAAGAAGAGACAAUCUGCAGAUGGUGACUGAAUAACUUGAAGUCUUCUAGCAGUACUGCAUUUAUACAGAGAAGAAAAGAAGCAGAACUGUUAGUCCUUUCCGCCUCCGUAUACUUUGCUCACAACAUGAGUAGUGCUGAGAAACCUCUGCUAGAGAUGCUUUGUUUCUUUCAUAGAACUUGAGUCUACAAGUUUUCUUGCGGAUGACGAAUGAUGGUUAGUGCUAUUAAUUAUGCAUCCCCUAUCUAUGAAAACAGAAAACUAUUGGAAGGAAUUCUGUAUCUAAUCUGUGGCUACUGUACAUACAUCCUGGAUAUUAAAUGAAAGAGUUCAAGACUUUGCAUUUUAAUGUGAUUACCACAUGCAUUUUAGUUUGUUUGCACUUUGGUUGAGAUUGGGGUAUAUAUUUCCUAUGUGAUCUAAAAUGUUCCAAAGACGCAGAUAAAAUUAUAACCUAGUAUUUGAACGUAGAAUGAAAGGUGGGUUUUGAAUAACUACAUAUUAUAUAGUCCCUUAUCCAAUAGAGAGUGUUGUACCAAAGGAGAGAUGAGCAGCAAGAAGAUAAACAGCUCCAAGCCAUAGGUCAGAGAAAUUUGGAGGAGGAUGAACAGGAAAUUCAGUAUGCUAUAUGCAAAGGCUGGAUAACCCUCUUGAUUCCAAGGGCUAAAUUCCAUGAUGGGGGUGUAUACAACUGGUGGGCAGGACUAGAUGCAAAACUGGGGAAAGUCCUGAGGGCCAAACUGAGAGAGCUGGAGGGCCACAUUUGGCUCCUGAGUUUCCUACCUAUGCUCUAUUCUUGACAAGGCUUUGGUGUGUUGUCUUGAAUAGUUGCGGCACUUGCUGUUCAAAGGGGGGGGGGAGCUUGAUCUGCAAUGAAUGUUUUAACAUUUAAAAAGUUAAUUUGAGACAUGAAAAGAUUUCUGAAGAAGUGAUCCCUGAACCUAUGCACUCAUAAUUCGUUAACCCAAAUGCCAUCUACUGACAAAUUUAAUGAAGGCCCUUUUUCCUAGACAAAUGAAAUGCCAGGAGUCUCCCAAGAACAUAGCAGUUACAGGAAGUGUGGAACUGGCAAGGGAUACCUUUAUGCUCACAUAUUCACAGGCUAUGAUAUCUAAAAAGCACUGAGAACAACUUUGGAUGUUACAGCCAGUGAUAAUAAGCAGCUGAGUGAGUGGGUUACACUGACUAUCAUUUUUGUAUGAGUUCUGCUUGGAACAUAAAUGUGUGAAAAGUGGAAACAUGAGUCAUGAAUCCGUUUAGUCCUUUGCUUAUUUUUUGUGAUAUCCACUGCAUUCUGAUUUAAAUGCUUGCAAGCCAGUGGGUCACAAGGCUGUCAUGCCUUGGCCGCAUCUCUCCUAUGCCUUUCAUGACAGCUAUCUGCCCCGUUACAAGAGUAAUAGCAAAAAGAGCUGUCAUGAAUUUUGCUUAAAGCACAUUUUCAUGUUAAAUUUGGAGGCCCCUCAGGGAAUAUCCAAGGAAUUUUGUGGGAAACAAAUCACAUUUUGAUAAGACUCAUGCAACUUGUAAGAGGAGUGGGUGUUCUCACAUCCUUGGCCCUAUCAAAUUUCAGAGAGGUAACUGUAUUUCUCUAUAUCAUUCCUGGAUAAAGAAGGAAGAUUUCUUGCCUUCCUGCUCCAUUGCUCUUAGUGACAGUCUGAGGAUUGAUGAACUGAAACAGAAUCUUUUCAGAACAUAGAAAAUGUCUCCCAAAAGAAGUGGUGAAGUCUCACUGCUUCAUACAUUCUGAAACAACUUUCUAAAAAUACGGUACAAUUAUAAGCGCAGAGUACAGGCAACAUUGCAACAGACUGAGGAGACUUAAUUUUUUUGGGUGGGGGGCACAUUCCUUGCCUUAUGCUUUGGAGCAUGCAUACUAUGGGGUUCCCUUGGCUCACGAGAUAACAGUCCACCACCCCUGCUAUAGUGGGCUUCCUGCAACAACAAGAGUUGUUGGACUAGAUGACCUUUGGGUCACGUUCCAACUAUGAAUCUAUGACUUCCGUCACUGUUAAUAAUUUUAAAGAUGCCUGAUUGAGCAGUCACUUCCUUCUUGUUUUUCAAAACUGCCGAAAAAAAUAAUAACUUUGCUUAAAUAAUAUGUUGGAAACUUAAUCAAAAAAAUUACAAUAUUUGUUUCGCUCUCAAUGACUUCCCAUUGUCUUUGUCUUGCACCACAAAGAGGCUAGUUAUCAAAGCUUGCUACAUAUGUUUGGUUUCUCUUAUAUGCCCAGGUGGUUGGUAUUUGAUGGCCUUUUACCCCAAGAAUUCAGUUUCCUGAAGCAGAAAAUUAAGCUUUUUCCUCUUUUCUGUGGAAAAGUCAAUGUGUCCCUAAUAUUCACGCAAGACUGUGCUGACAUACACCUAGCAAAGAAAAUAUUAAGUACUAUUCCUAAAUAGCUGGUACAGCAAAAGGAAUGGUCUGAACAAAGACAUAGGGCUGGAUCCAGACUAAGUCAUGCUUUGGCCUCAUUGAAAUCAAGGAAGCUUAAGUUAGACAUGACUUAGUUGUCUCCUUGAUUUCAGUGGAACUAAAUAAGGCAUGACUAAUUUAUCAGCACAAUCCAAUCCAGAAGUGAAUCUCAUUGAGGUCAAUAGAGCUUACUUGCACAUAAGUGAGGAUAGGAUUACAGUUUUUGUCUAGAUCCUUCCUUGUGUUCAAGACAGUGGCCAAGUGUUUUUCCCUUAGCUACACUGAAGCUUCUCUUAAAUAGGACUGAGAUCCCUUGCUUCUAUUUGCAUUUUUGCAAUGAGGUGUCAAGACACAGUGAGAUUUAUAUUUUAGUUGUGUUAAUGAGAACCUGUAGAUAGUCUAACUCAGAUGUGGGAAUGCUUUCAAUAAAUGAUUUUGACCUUCUGAGCUUUAUGGGGGGCGGAAAACAAAACUUUGUUCAGCACUUUUCUCCUGCAAUACAGGAAAUGAAAUCAAGAGGUGUGAACAGGUAUAUAUAAUUGAAUGUUAUUGAAAAGUAGACUUCGCCGCAGAAACUGCAGAUCCAAAAUCUGUUCCUAUAUCGUACCACUGUAGGCUCUUUUCCUAUACCAUACCACUUUAGGCUGCAGAGAGCUAUGUGUUUAUCCCCACCCCUCCUUGAUACAUUUAUUUUGCAUAGAUUCAUUGAAUUGUACACUUGGAAGGGACCACGAGAGUCAACUAGUUCAGCUGCCUGCAAUGCAGGAAUAUUCUCCCCCAACAUGGGAUUAGAACCCACAACCCUGAGAGUAAGAGUCUCUUGUUCUACUGACUGAGCUGUCCCGCAGGUCCAUAGUAAAUUAACAUGUCAGGAGAGGGGGCCAACCUCUCUUUCUUACUGAUAUUCACCUGAUAGAUGAAUGAGCUUUUUUUCCCACAUAGGGAAGCAUUCAGACAUAUAUACGCACCAGGCAGUCCAGGAUUUUACCAUAAUUUUGCCAAUUAAAGAAACUCAACCUUAGCUUAAUAAUAUAAAUGGUGUUAUUAAGCAAUUAGCCUGGCAUGGUUAUUCUGAGGUAUGGCCCACUGUUUUCAAAGGGCUCUACUCCCAGGAAUGGUGUGCCUUUUGAGUUCCUUCUUUCCGUGAUCAUGCUGCCACCUUCAUUUCCUUUAGAUGGGGAGCUUCCAGUCACGCUGUAGGAGGACUUAAGAAGUUGUCUUAUACCUGCUGAUCCAUCUAGCGCUGUAUUGUCUACAUUGACUGGCAGCAGCUCUCUAUAGAAUUUCAGGCAGCACUACCUUGAGAUACCAUAAACUGAAUCUGGGAACCUCUUCAUGCAAAAUGUGUACUUUAUCACAGCACUACAGCCCUUAAUUUUGUUUGGUCUGCAUUUUAAGUGACUCAAUUUGCACCUCCUGAACUAAUACAGAUAUUGGAAGACAAUUAUCCUUUGGAUUUUGCACUUCUCCAGAUUUUGAAAUACAGCUAUUGCCUUGAAAAAAAUGUAUUAAAAUGUAGAAGGGGGAAAAUGAAUUUAAGGGUAAAGUACAUUUAGAAAUGAGUACAUUGAGAUAAAAUAAGUGUUUAAAUAAGUGUUUUGUGCUCAAAUAUUUAAAUACAAAUUUCCAUCUGCUUAAAAAAAAAACACCCCACAGAUCAUUGUAAAAAUGGGACUGAAUGGAGUUAUGAUUAAACACAUGCAAAACUGACAUGCACUCAAGAUAGAAUGAUGAAUAAUCAGGCUGUUUGCUGGAGCCUUGUGACAAGAGGGUGACAUGGCUACAUUGUCUCUUUAUUUGUCAGUGUAGAAUUUAUUGAAAUUCACUUUCAUGGGGGGGAUCUCAAGUUCUAUUAUGAGAAAAGAAGAAAAUAUCUGUCAGAUUUCUUUAUUACCAUUCAUAAUUUUGUAAAUCUCUAUCAAGUCCCCUUCCAAGUUGUAAAAGGGUCCUUUUUAAAACUGUAAAAGCUUCAGCUUUGAUUAUUGUGGUUUGCUUACUAUUCAGCAGUGAUAUCUGGCCAGCUUGUUCUGCCCUUUUAGCUGUUCUUUCUGCCCAUCUAAUGGCUUUAUAGAUAUAAUUAUAAGAUGUUUGGCUGAUGUACUAUUAAAACCUAAUUAAUUUUCAGUUUGCAUGAAUUAGCUGUAAUAUGCAUAAAGACACACAUUUAGAAGUGUGAUUACAUGUUAACUGAAAAGUUGACUUUGAGACAUUUGUUUAUAUAUUAUAAAAUGAAGUAGCUCCAGGCUUAGUGUCUUAAAAAUUCUUGGUUCAUUACAUUAUGGCUCUUUGAUUGUCUGAAUGGUCGCCUGGCAUUUCCAUAGGGCAGAACUACAUAUUACAAGAAAAUACAGGCAACACAGAGGAGAUAACUGUUUCUGUCUGUAUGCAGAGAGGAAUAUUUGAGCUCAAUCAAAUCACAUGUAUAUCUGAGAUAAUUUGUUGUUCCUGAUGUUGAUAGAUUAUAACGGAUCAGUCUUAUAUCAGAAACACAACUGAAUGUAACAGGGUUACUUCCAAGUAGAUGGAUAAAGAUUUUGGCUUUUUGCAGUUUAGUAGCGCAGAGAGCUUGCUGGGGAGACCAUGCAUUAAAAAGGGACUCAAAAAUAACUUAAACAAGGUUUUAAUUACAAAAACUCCUUUUACACUAAAUACAUUAACAAACAAACAUGACCCAACCACCAACCCAUCCCCCAGGGUAAUGGGAGAGCUAGGUGCUGCUCCUUAUAUACUACACCCAAUUGCCAACACAGCUUAAUCAGUACAACUCAGCAGCACCUGCUAUGUUUCACAGCUAAAAAGCUGGGUCUCGUUAUUUUGCUCUGGCCCUUGCUCUGGCCCCUUAAAGACAUACACAUCGGGUGGAACAAUGAUGAACCUUUACAUUUAAAGUAACCAUUCAACAAUAGGAUUAAAGCCUUACGAUGCAAUCCUGUGCAUGUCCACUCAGAAGUAAGUCCCUCUAAUUUCAAUGAAGCUUCUCCUAUGUAAAAGGGUAUAGGAGUAUAGCCUAGAUAAGCAAGCAGGUACUGUUAUUGUUGUUGUUGACAUUUCUCUGUCUUAGGAGACAAUGGAGGAGUGUGCCUUUGGGGGGUGAAGCUAAACUGUUGGAAGGUUUACAGUGCCUGCUGUAACCGAUGCUGGAGAGACGUGUUUUGUUCCAGCUGGGGCAAAUGGAGGCAUUUGGAUGUGCUGCUAUAGCUGCCCCAUGAUGUUUCUUCUCUCUGCACUUCUCCCAGCAGUCUCACUGUAAAUAUGAUCAGUAGUUUGUAAUUUGGAAACAGUAAGAUGAUUCAGAUAACCUACUAAGCUAAACCUUGGCUUGCUGAGAUGACACAAGCAUGAGGCCUUCCAGGGAGGAGCUCACAGCCACUUAGCCCCCCUCCCUGCUCUUUUGCUGCCAAGCUGUGCCAUACUAACCCAAGAUUUGGCUCCGCGUGUCAUCUGAACUGACACUUGUAGUUUUGGUCUCUCUCUACUACUCAUACUCAGCUAGAGAUGGGCAAGAAAUUCAGUUCAGUUCACAUUCAAAGGGGAAUCUUAUCAAAUUGGCACUUUCUGAAGUCAUGAGUGAACCAAAAUGUAUUUUUGCCUUAUGUAUAAAAUUCAUUGCUUUGAAAUAAAGCAGGUGCACUUCCCUUGAUUUUCAAGUCAGAAUUGCCUAUAAAUUUUAUUAUAAGAAAAUAAAAAAAUAUUAUUUCCUGACACCUUUAAUAAGGGUGUCUGAUGACCCACUCUCUCCUCCCUGAAAUAUUGCUUGACCUUUCCAGGUGUCUUUUGGCUAUUGUCAAAAUUUCUUGAACAUUUGGCCAGAGGAGGAAUUUCCAGUUUUGAUUUGGACCCUACUUGAACUGAAAUUUCUCUUGGGUGUACUGCCAAACAAUUUCAUUGAGUGACGCCAAGUUCUAGUCUUAUAAGAGAGGAAGAAACAUUUAUCUCUGUCCCAUUUUCUUCACACCAUUCAUGAUUUUUAUAAGCCCAUUUAAAGCUGUAAAAAUGUUGCUUUUAAAACUGUGUCUGGGAUGGAGUGGGGACCCCUCUUGUUUCUGAAAUCUUUUCAGAGUGUUUCCAUCCCCAAGUGUUCCCCAUCCAAUUUCACUUCAGGCUAAAUUGCAGGGCCAAUUCUUCCUUAUAUUAACACCUCAGUAUUAAUCCUUUGGAGCAGCAUAGUUGACAAGCAACUGAUAAGGCAGGGUAGGGACAAGUAUUUAACUCUGCCUCCAUCGCUAUUCUUUGUGGAGGGUGACUAUUUGCAGGAAGUCUCCACUAUUUUUCAAUCGAUUUUCCCAGAGUUCUAAGAUGUACAAGAAGUCUCAAUGGUUACAGGACGCUCCUUGCUUCAGAUGAUUGCCUUUCAAUUUAUCGAGGGCAAUUGGAAUGGUGACAGGGCUGUAGAUACUCUUCCUCAUGGUUCCUUUCACAUGUUUACUGACAUCUGAAGGCAGCCCUGUUUAGGGAAGUUUUUAAUGUUUGAUGUUUUAUUCUGUUUUUAAUCUGUUGGGAGCCACCCAGAGUGGCUGGGGAAACCCAGACGGAUGGGCGGGGUAUUAUUAUUAUUAUUAUUAUUAUUAUUAUUAUUAUUAUUACUACUACUGAAUGUUUGAAGAGGGUUUUAGUCUUAGAUGUGUUUUGUCUAGUAUGAUAUGUCUAUAUUCAGAUUCCUUGUGACCCUUACAUAACAAAUCUAUUUGUCAUUUGCACACUGGUGUUUGUGUAAGGUGCAGAGAGAAGUUAUUUUGAAAUUUGUUUUUAAACUAUUCAAUCUGUGCAUAUUCUGGAGCUAACAGAUCUGAACUGUACCUUCCACACUAAUAUGCAGAUUGGAACAUAGCUAUCCUUCAGAUUUUGCACCUCUCCAAAUUUUGCAGUGCAGUUCUUCACGGACUGCCUUAACAACAACAAAAACGUACCAUCUUUUACUCACCCAAAUAAAUAAAUGAUGAUUUAAUGAUGGCAGGAGCAGAUGAAUGUGGAACUGGGAUGAGACUGGUGUCAUGGGCCAGAAAUAGGAGAACCUGUUCAGCAGGGGGUUGCAACUGGCUAGGUUCUCCUGUGCUUUCUUACUCCAACAUGUAUCUGCACUUCAUAUUACACAGUAUUUGCAAGGAGCAGUCCACCUGCUUGGAGUGGGGGGUGGGGAACCGUGGCAAUAGCCUCCCAGCUGCAGCAUCACUGUCACUUAAAGUGAGGGGUGAGACAGUGGUGUGGUUGGGGUGUGCAGGUGCGCUAACAUAGCUUAUAUGGCAGUCUGUGUGCAGCCCCAAUCUUGCCCCCCUUUCCUAGUAUGUGGCAGUGAUACUGAUGGGGGGCAUUGCUGUAGCUAUGCUUCACGAAGCAAGCUGCUCCUGGUGUUUGCCACUGCUGACUCUAAUUUAUAUGUAGCAUUUAUGGUGCAUACAGUUCAAUUUGUCCGUACUGGUGCUGGCUCAAGACAUUUUGAUGGCUAAAGUAGCUUUUAUUUACUAUUAGAUGUGUAACACAAUCAGUUUGAAGUCACCUUGGUCUUUCAAUAUAUUCUAUAGCUCAAACAUACACUCUGCUCUUUUGCGAAUAACACAUCUGUGAGGUGGUGUUUGUGUGUUUUGGGAGUUUCAACCAGGAAGGCCCAGGUUUCAGUCUCUGCUUAGUGUGAGGCUCAGUGGGCAACUGUGGGCCUGUUACUUGUAGACUAGCCUAAAAAUGGGUAAUCUCCAUGCCCAACACACUAAGCUCCAUAGAGGAAAUGACAGGCAUUCAUUCAUUCAUUCAUUCAUUAAAUCUAGAGUUUGGACCUGCUAUUGUCUAUAUCAUAUGGGCAGAAUUCCACCUGGGCACCCCACUGACAGAAAGGGAGGGAGGGAAUAUCACCUCCUCCCUGAAGCUCCCAGUGCCACCUUUUAUACUUCAUACUAUGUCAUACUUCAUACUAUUUUAUACUAUUUUGGAGGGUCACCCGACCUCCCAGAACAGAUGGGAGGUAUAGAGAGCUGCAGGGAGUGGGUAAAUCAUGAAAACCACCCCCUUCAGCAUUUUGCCAGAAGAAUUCCUCUGCUAUAUCAUGUGCCUUUCUAUCUGCAGGAAGCAAAGUCUGGCUCCAUCCUUGUGAAACUCAUAAGUAAUGUAUAUUUUUCUAGAAAAGCUUGGGUUUCCCCCCCUUCUGCACUGCAGUCUCUAUCAGAAAAUUGAUUGCUUUUGUUUCCUUUUCACUGAUGCCAGUCACAUCUUGAACAGAGCGUUUAGUGAUCCCAUUGAAGAUAUCAAAAAUAGUGAAAGUGAUGUCAAAGGAGAAUACAUGUUAGAAGAAAGAAUCAAUUUUUUAUCCAUUCUAAUUGCUUAUAUUAUGAAUUUCAUUACAGCCAAUUCCAUUAUAUGAAUCCAUUCUCUCAUGAUAGUCAAUAAUUUGAAAGUUCAAGUAGAUUUAAUAAUUCAUUCAGUGAGCCCUUAACAUAUUUCAGUUUUCCCCAAUACCAUAUAACAAUUAUCACGAGAGGCAAAUUUAAACUUGUGUGCUCAAAGAUUUUUCUAAGUAUGACAUUUUUGGUCUCUGCACAUUCUAUAAACUCCCAUAGGAGAAGAAUUCAUGAACAACUAAUAGCAGACCCAGUCAAUUUAGAGACACACAUUUAUUCACCCAGAGCGCUGUGCAGUUAGUUCAGGUUUGGCUGAGCUAAAUAACAGUUGCAACAGAGAUGUGUGCUACUGGGUUAAGAAAAUGGAUCUGAUGCAGACAUAAGCUCUCUUCAGGCAUUCAAAGUGAAUAUGUGAAGAUUGCUGUGGCAUUGUGUGCAGAAACCCUGCCUGCAAAAUCCAAUUCCAAGAGGACACCUUCAUGCACUGAGUGCAAAGGUCUGAAGGGGGCUCCAACCAUAUUCAGCUGAACACAGUUGCCUCUGUGGGACUGGGAAUCCUGUGUUGUCAGGGUUCCCAACUGCACAAAGGCGUCAGUGCAGAGAUCUCCUAUACCAGGCAUGGGGAAUCUAUGGCCCUUCAGAUGUUACUGGCUUCCAACUACCAUCAGCACAAGCCAAUGUGGCUAAUGAUCAGGGAUCAUGGGAAUGCCACAGGUUCUCCACCUAUACGUUGCAUAUUUUACCCCACAAACCAGCCAGGUGUGGCUUGAAUGCGCAAAUAGGGCCAUGAUAUUGCAUUGUUCUUAAAGUUUUAAAGAAAAACAGCGGACAACAUGAACUCUUGAUGUGAUGUCAACUUUGGCCAUUGCUGCUAAUAUGUUGGAUGUUGAAUAUGAAUAAUGGGUUUAAGCUCUCUAUGGUCAUGAACUCACCAACCUAGUUGGGGUAUGGAUUUUCAAGCUCAGUUUCAAACAGCUUACCCCUUAGGUAUGCUGGAGAAUUUAGACUCAUAACAGUUAAAUGCUAGAGCAAUAUUUAAUAAAAAAUGAAGGAGUACAAACCAAAGUAAGCACUUUCACCUGUAUUUUUAAAGGUAUUUCUGAUCAGUAAUGGUGUGUAUGAUGAAGAAGAACCAUCCUCCUGACAUUAGCUUCUCUGCUGCCUACAUGAACAGGGCCUGGGCAGGGAGGCAGCAAGUUAGGAGCACCAGUGUAUCUGCGCAGCCCUGGCCCUGCCACUUCCCCAGCCCCACCCAUGUAAGGAGAAGUGAUGCUGGAGAUUCCACCCCACCACGUGUGGCACAACUUUUAAUAUAUUUAUAGUUCAUUGCUCUGGGCACCAAAAGUUUAUUUAAAAAUUAUAAUAUACUUGUGCAACCAUAUAUAAAAUGACUUCAGCAGAAGGAAAUGUCCACAGAACAGAGUUCACAGCAAUGCCCUUCACUGGGGGGAAAAAUCCAAAGAGUCUGUAAAUCAUUAAAAUGACAAUCUGCACAUGGGGGUGCAUGAAUUGGGGUUGGGGUCAGUGAAUUUAGGAUUACUGACUAAAAGGUUUUUAAGACUGAAAUGCUAUGGAUGUGUGGGUGGGUGUGAAGAUUGUAAUGCAGCACCAAAAUGUUGCAACAUAGACUUCAGGGAAGCGUCUUUGGGGAGGGCAUUCCAUAACCAGGGUGCCAGCCCAGAAAAUGUCAUGUCUCUAGUAAACUCCCAUCAUAAGUCAUUUGGUAGAGAGACACCCAAAGAAUAGCCUCUGAAGGUCCAUGUAGGUAAGGUAAGUUCCAGAGGAGGCGAUCCUUCAGGAAACCUGACCCCAAAUGUUUAGGGCUUUAAAUGACACUUUUAAUUUGGCCCACAAACAGACUGACUAAACACUGGCAUAAUAUGAUCAUGUUCCAGCUAGCAACCUCUCUACACUCUUUGAAACUGCAUAGAGUUUCGUCCAUAGGAGAGUUGAGCGUUCACUACUAUAUACCAAUGGAAACAAUACGGCUGACAGUCUGUAUAAAAUAAAUGCUUUCCACUUUGAUUCCAGAUAUGUGUUUGUGAAAUUUAACAUCAUCAUCAUUCAUCAGGAAUCCACUGGAAACCACCUGAGGGAAAGAGGAAGCAGAAAGCACUUAGACAAAGUAAGUUUCAGAACUCUUAAUGCAAUAUUGUACUUAGCUUUUCUUAACUCAUUCUUGAAACAGCAGUGGUAUUCGUGUUCAAAAAGCAACAAACAAACUUUGUGA
Messenger RNA from Podarcis lilfordi (Lilford's wall lizard), 85157 nucleotides. The record is from the annotation of a GenBank genome assembly. NCBI's taxonomy places the organism in Eukaryota, Metazoa, Chordata, Lepidosauria, Squamata, Lacertidae.